This is a messenger RNA of Pelobates cultripes (western spadefoot toad), 55458 nucleotides long. The record is from the annotation of a GenBank genome assembly. Lineage: Eukaryota; Metazoa; Chordata; Amphibia; Anura; Pelobatidae.
AUGAAGGUGGCUGUGCGUAAGCGCAAGGUGAUGAAUGUCUGAGUCUAGUAGGUGUCUAGGUGGAUGGGAGCUGUAUGAAAGCCUGUCUGCGCCCGGAAGGCAAAGAGCCAACUGUGUGAGGUGAGGCAGAAAGCGGUAGGCUAUGUGUGUGUGUAGAGCUGCCGUGCUGGUAGUACCCUGUUACCCCGGGGCAGGGGGGGGGGGGACGAGGGACGCCACCAGAGCCGGUUGGUGGAGCCUCCAACGGGUCGCUAUCCCAUUGUAACAAAAAGGGUGAACCAGAAAUACAGAAGCUUGCAAACGUUGCUAAACAUUUUAGUGAGAGAGUCUUAGUAAGAGUCCAAGAUACCCAGACCAGGCGCGUUGCUUCAGGUCUUGGUGCCUCCAUGGGGUCUGGGUGCAACUGCUGUGUCUGCUUCCACCCUCCCGGGUCGAUGGCCUGGUUGUGGCAUUAAAGUUGUCGACAGAGUUGGGAGUCCCAGUGCUGCCAUUAGAGCAGGGCCCUCAGAGGGGUCCAUGGCCUUAUAAUGCUUGUUGUCUUUGGUAACCCAUAGGGUCCCCGGAGUCGACCACUUGUAGGCGAUGCCUGCUGCGUGGAGCGGUUUAGUAAGUGGUUGCAUUUGUUUGCGCCAUAUUAGUGUGGCUCUGCUUAAGUUCUGAUAAAAGGAUAGUCGACAAUCCUCAAAUUCCAUAGGAGUCUUUCCCUGUAGCGCUGCUAAGAGUCCCAAUUUGUCUGACAUGGACUGGCACCGUAGUAUGAUGUCUCGCGGGGCUGCGCAAUUUCACAAUUCUAUAGACUCCAUCAAAUAAGGUUUUGGCUUGUCUGGCUGGAAGUAGCGCGGCUACGAGGCGUCUGAAGAAAUGUGGUAGUUCCUCCAGCGGUACGGAUUCCUGUACCCCUCUGAUUUUGACGUUUUUGCGUCUCCCCCUGUCAUCCAGUAGGUUGACUUGUCUGGAUAGGGUAGUCUGUGUGGUGUGUAGUUGUUGUACUUUCUCCCCCAGCUCUUGUAGGCCCUGUCUCAGGGUCUCCACUUCAUUCUCUGUUGCUUGUGUACGUGCUGUCACUGCAUGUACAUCACCUUUUAGCACUGCCAGGUCAGCCACCCACAUUUGCCUGAGGUUCUGUUGCAGGCCUGUCAGCAUGGCCUGGAUAUCACUCCUGGAUGCUGGGGCAUUAUCCUCCGUUACCCGUGGGUGAGCUGUAUGACAGGGAGUGAGUGGUGGGCUAUCUGGUGGUUCCCCUUCCUCUGAGGGUAGUGGGGAGGUGUCUUGCUUGGACGUGGUCCGCGUCUGGUCUAUGUCGUGCUGUGGCUUUGGGGUAUGCGUGGAUGGUUUCUGAGACUUGCGCCCCAUCUCACCUGUGUGGUACCAGUCUUCCAAUUCAGGUGAGCCCCAGGGCCAGACUCCCUCCCUGAGACUCUCUGCCAUCUGCCCGCCCCCGUGGUAGGCCUUGCCGUGUUGGCGUUGAGUUUUGGAGCUGGGCGUAAGAAAAAACGGCAUUGGCGGUGUCGGCUGGCUGCUCCGGACUUAGACCCAGCUUCUGUGACCAGGGUCAGUACUGGAUGCCCCCGAAUUGGCUGGAUUUGGAUUAUCCAAACGGGAGCUCCAAGAUUGUGCGUCCGCUGGGCUUCGCUGUCAGACCCCGAAUCCAACAAUGUGGAUUUUAACAUUUAAUUUUAUUUUACAGCCAUUACAAACACAUCUUUGCUAAACAUUGAGGAAAAAUUUAAAUCACAUUUAAAAAAAUAACUAAUAAUAAUAAUAAAAUGAAAUUUAAGAAUAUGACAGGGCAGCACUUUUCCUGUAGGGCCCAGCCUGUGUGUAGAAGAACCCCUGCUUCCUCCCUCCUGGUCUGGAACGCCAGUAGAGGGAGUGUGGGCCUCUGCGGCUUCCGUAACAUGGACGGUUCCAUUCCGGUGGGAGGGGUGUUUUUUUCCUGGAUUGCUAGUUGCAGGCGGCUCUGUGGUUUCCUGUAUCCCCCCGCUGCCGCUGUGGGCCGCACACAUUCCUGGUAGAAGGGGCCACCCGGUGGGCGGGGCUGAGAGCCGAGUCCCCUCCGCCAGCUCCCCGCCGGUACCCGACACCCCCCUCCGCCGCCGGACUCGGAUGGUGAAUCCCGGGAUCCCAGGUAAUGGCUGCGAAGUGAACGGCAGCCGCGCUCAGGAGUAACAGCGAAUGGUUCCCUCCCCCGUGGGAUCCCGUGACAGGUACCGGCCGGGUCCGCCCUGCGCUCCAACCCCAGCCAGCACCGCUCCCCGCGGGCAGCCCUCACCGGGGACACCGGGCACCGCCUGGCACACAUGGGUAGGCCACAGCCAGGCCGGGACCGGGGCCAACAAACCCGGGAUCUGAGUCACAGCGGGGGAGGGGGGGGCUGGGUGGCUGUCAGUGAGGGCAGUGGGGGGCAGUGCUGGGUGGCUGUCAGUGAGGGGCAGUGCUGGGUGGCUGUCAGUGGAGGGGCAGUGCUGGGUGGCUGUCAGUGGAGGGGCAGUGCUGGGUGGCUGUCAGUGAGGCAAAGGGGUGGCUGUCAGUGGAGGGAAGUGUGCUGGGUGGCUGUCAGUGGAGGGGCAGUGCUGGGUGGCUGUCAGUGGGGGGCAGGUGCUGCGGCCGUCAGUGGGGGGCAGUGCUGGGCUGUCAGUGGGGCAGUGCUAGUGGCUGUCAGUGGGGGGGGCAGUGCCAGUGGCUGCCGCGGGUGUAGUGCGCCGGGGUGGCUGCCAGUGGGGGGCAGUGCUGGGUGGCUGUCAGUGGGGGGGCAGUGCUGGGUGGCUGUCAGUGAGGGGCAGUGCUGGGUGGCUGUCAGUGGGGGGGCGGCAGUGCUGGGUGGCUGUCAGUGGGGGGGCAGUGCUGGGUGGCUGUCAGUGAGGGCAGUGCUAGGUGGGGGGCAGUGCUGGGUGGCUGUCAGUGGUUGGGCAGUGCUGGGUGGCUGUCAGUGGAGGGGCAGUGCUGGGUGGCUGUCAGUGGGAGCCGUGCUGGGUUAGCGGGGAAGUUUUAGGAUUUGGGAGCUGUCAGUACAGCAAUUGUUGGUUGGGGGACUGUUAGUAGGGCGGUCUUGGUUUGAAGCACUGUUAGGUGGGCAUUGCUGGGUUUAUAGUGACCCUCAGUGUGGUAGUGCCAAAUUUUUUGAGCUGGAAAUUUGGAGCUUGUCACUGGAGGCAGUGCUGGAUUGGGAGCUGUAUUGAGGCAGUGCUUGGUGGCUGUCAGUGGGAGCAGUGCUGGGUUGGAGGCUGUUAUUGAGGCAGUGCUUGGUGGCUGUCAGUGCUGGGGCUGUCAGUGGGAGCAGUGCCGAGUUGAGGGCUAUCAGCGGGAGCAGUGCCAGCUUUGGGGCUGUCAUUGGGAGCUGUGCCGGGUUAGCGGGGAAGUUUUAGGAUUUGUGGGUUGGGGGACUGUUAGUAGGGCAAUCUCGGUUUGAAGCACUGUCAGGUGGGCAUUGCUGGGUGUUUAGCGACCGUCAGUGUUGGUAGUGCCAGAUUUUUUUUGAGCUAGAAAUGUGGAGCUUGUUGACUUUUUAUGGGAGCGUUUGGGUGUUGGGACUGUCAGUGAGGGAGUGGUGAAUGUGGUUUUUGUAGCAUUUAUUGGACAAGCAUGGGAUUGGGCAGUUUGUUGAUCAUUGUGUUAGAUUCUAGUAAUGACAAACCUAGUCAUGUCUUGUCGAUAAGAUGUCGUUGGAAAGAAGUACUAUCAAAAGAAGUCCAGAAUAUGUAAUGGAAGAUAUCAAACUGUGGGCUGCUUGCAGCUUUAGUAUAACACUUAACCAUGGGCCAUAUGUUGAGAAUCUUGAUCUAAAUCACUUUCAAUUUAAACAACUAAUUUAGUUCGGGUUUUCCAGACUGUUGACGUUUCAGCUAUUCAAGACUAUAUAACUCCUGUAAUAGCUGUGUCCCUGGCAUUAUAAUCUACACAAUAAGUGUGCCAAAUGGCUAGUUGAGUAAAAUGUUGAGAUAAACUGACAUGCAAAAAAGAUUAUCAAAGGUUUGCAUUUUAGAUACAAAGAAGCAAAAUAAAUGUUCUAACAAUCUGGAAAAAAAUUGGGAAGGUGACUAGCCUUAAAAAUUGUCAAAAGGUCUGCAUGUACAUACAAAUGUAGUCCUUAAAUCGGUGCAACGGCACCAUAACAAGUACAGUGGGUUCUGUGUUUCUGCUGCCCUACCUUUAUUGUAAGUAAUCAGACUGUCUUGGGGCGGUUGGACUUCUUACUGUGGGUUCGCUGGGCAUGAUUCCACGACUCCAUUACUUCCAGCGUAAAGCUGUAACCUCCUGCUUUGUAGGGCUUAGCUCAGAAGAGCUAAAGGAAGCUCCUAUCAGCCGAUUGCUUUGAAUUAAACCCUGCUCUGCUGUGCUUAGCUCAGAAAAUGUGCUUCCGGCUCUCUGUCAGAGGUAGUGGACGUUGGGAGUCUUAGCACUGCAAUGUACACAUUGCAUUUUCUCUGAAACUGCUGUGUUUUAAAGGAACUCUAUAGCGUUAGGAAUUCAAAUAUGUAUUCCUAACGCUAUAGAGCCCUAGUCACCUAAACAAUGACUAGGACCCCGUUCCGCGGCGAAUAAAUGGUUAAUUUACCAUUUAUUUGCUUACCUUGAUCCAGCGCCAGGCCCCCUUGGCACUGGUGACUUCUCAUCUUCCAUUGACGUCAGCUCACAAGUGGAGCCGCAUGAGCUGCCGGAGGAGCGCGCGCGCGUAUUCAAACCUGCCCAUAGGAAAGCAUUACUCAAUACUUUCGUAUGGAGAUCUUUUUUUGACGCUGGACGUCAAAUAAGUGUGAUUUACUCCGUGUAAAUCGCGGAAGCGCCUUUAGUGGCUGUCAGGGAGACAGCUACUAGAGGCUGAAUUAACCCUGCAGUGUAAACAUAGCAGUUUCUCUGAAACUGCUAUGUUUUCAACUGCAGGGUUAAAACUAGGGUGGCCUUCAUUGAGCUGAAGUGGUCUGGGUGCCUAUAGUGGUCCUUUAACAUUUGCAGGGCUAAGGGGAAAGGGGACCCUGCACCCAGACCACUUCCAUGAGAUGAAGUGGUCUGGGUGCCUUUAACCCCUAAAUUGCAGAUAAUUAAUCAGUAAGACUGCAGGGGCAUGAUCUAUACACCAAAACUGCUUCAUUAAGCUGAAGUUGUUUUGGUGCUUAUAGUGUACCUUUUAAGUAUAAAUAAAAUGUUAAAAGAUUGGCAGGGGGUGGGGAGGUAUGGGACCCUCUCUUUCUCCUAUUUUAUGAGCUGCUGUAACUUGUCAGAUUCUGCUUUGGAGACUAUAUGUACUGAACCCUUCUGGGUACCUGUUUUACAGUAAGUUCACAAGAGAACAAAAAACAACACUUCUAUCAUAGUUUUGAUUGUAACAUUUUUUUACCCACAUGCAACCAAGAAAAAACAACACAAAACAGAUUUACUUAUCAUUCCUGAUUAUUAAAUGUCUACAGUGAGAAUUUCUAAUUUACAGUCAAAAUGGCAGAACUUUCAGAACUUUCUGUCACCUAUGCUUUCAGUUCAGCUACUAUAGCCUUAAAGGGACACUAUGGGCACCCAGACCGCUUCAUCUCGCUGAAGUGGUCUGGGUGCAGUGUCCUUGUCACCUUAAACCUGCAAUGUAAAACAUUGCAGUUUUGUGAAUAGUGACACUAGCACUAGAAAUAUAAUUUUGUGUUACCAAGGCUAUAGUGUUCCUUUAAAUUUGAAAUGUACUUUUAAUUCACUUUGAAUCCUCACUGUAGUAAUUAACCCUUCUCAGAUAAGAUUUCAGUUAUUUUUGGUAGUUAUAGGACAUAUAUUGCAAGAAGUGAGUUAUGAUUGUAAAGAUGAGACUACAACUUAAUUAAGGAUAUAUUUGUAGAAAGAGGACACACAGGGGUAUUUAAGUAAGAACAUCGUAUUUGUUUUUGUUUCUCAUCACUAUAACUUUAAUUUCACAUUCUUUUUACCAUUUUAUGCAUUAUCUUCUAUAUAGAUUGUCCAUCCCCCUUCUUUUCUCAUUUUAAAUGCAUGUUUAGAAGUAGCAGCUCCAUGUAGACCAUUUUAUUGCCAUCAUCAUACUACUUCUACAAACCUUUAAUAAAGUGACAAUGAAAACUUAAAGUAAACCACUGUCACAUGGUUUCACGUGACCUAUCCAUUUGCGGGAAGGUUGGCGAAGAUGGAGCAGAUAAGGAAGAUAUACUGACCUCCCCAAUAGUGAGAAUACAAAGCAGGUUUUAUGGAGGAUAUUUAAAUGCUGCGGAAUAUUGCCAUCGGUCUCUUGCGCAUGUUGUGAGAUGAUGCCUAUUCUCACCAGCCACUGAAAAUUAUCGUGCUUUACUACAUUAUAGGUGCUGCCUAUGUGUUCCUGAUAAUCUUUGCACAGUAUCUGCUUUCAGGAAAUUAUAGGACUUGCUUAGUUUUAUCAAAUUCCAGGCUGUGCUGGAAGAACGUUCGCUUAAUCUAUGCAAAACGAGAGAGAAAAUCAACAAAACGCACAGAGCUUGUUCCUAUACAACAAAUUAAAGAUAGGGACUCUCAGCACUUAUACCAGUAUGUGCAAAUCUGUCAUUAUUCCCUGGCAGGAUACGAUUUCUCAUUGCACAGUACUGCAGAAUAUGCAAGUGUUUUGUAAAGAGUACAAGUCAUUUUGUCUGGGUAAGCAUAAAUACUAGCCAGGCCCAGGGAUCUGCUAAUGUAGAAAAAAAGAUUGAUCCAACAUUCCACAUUGACAACCACCUUGUGUAAUCAGAAUGUGGCUUUAUUUUCCGGUUUAUCAUGAAAUGCAGUUAGAAUCAUUCUUAGUUGGUGUGUCAGCCUAAAUCAAAGUAUCCAAUUUAGCCACGCUCACACUGCACUAUGUCACGACUCAAAGCUGCCAAACCUAUUACCAGCCAAAAUCCUUGCAAGUCAUCGUGGACCUUCAUUUCACUGCUGGUUCUAGACAUUUUUGUUUUGCUGUUUCGUUUUCCCUGCAGACAUUGUAAUUUUCUGUUGUGGUUUUCUUCCUGUUUUUUUUUUUAAUUCCUUGAGCACAACUGACUAGAAUCAAGUGGGAUAUUUAUUUUGUCGUUUAGUCCUGUUAUUUAGUAAUGUAAACAGUCAUAAUUGCAUAGUUUAAUUUUAUUUAGUUUGUUUUUUUCCCCCAUGGUUACAGAGAAACAUGUGUUGUAGUUUUUUUUUUUAUGAUCCUGUAACUGUGGGGAAUUCAUAUGUGUGCUCACACUGUACGAAUUUUACGUAUUUUAUAUCUAUGUUUUCCUUGAUUCUAUUCUUGUUCUGUUCUAGUUAAUUUUGUUAAACAGAACAGAAAGUUUGGCCCAAUGACAGCUAGUACGAGGACAGAUGUUCAGAAUAAAUGUGAUAUCUUAAAUUGUGAAGCACAAGUGAAAAGGCACAUUGUAAAUCAUAACUUCAUGCUAACCAAAGAUGAAUAAAAAUGAUGAGAUGAGUGGGACUGCUCUGCAAAGCAGUAAUACAACAGCUGCUAUUGGUUUCAAAUCCCCAACAUUGACGUCCCGAAAACUGGGGGCGCAGAGGGAAUAGGGGCAGGCCAAUGAUGUGAUUGAGUUAAUGGCUCUUCACAAAGGGAUCUGGCAUGAAUGCAGGGCAGGCUGCCUGCCAAUCAUGCGCUUUCUUUAUGGUCCUGGUUCCCUGAAUGCUGAGCAUGCACAUCUAAUGAUGUGCUUGCGAUACUUUUUAGGGACAGUUUCCUGGUGUUCCAAAAAGCAGGGAACCAGGGAGUAAAGACCGUCCAGCGGAACAAGAGCUGAAAAUUGGGACUGGCUCACCAAAAUCAGGAUAGUUGGCAGGCAUGUAGUUUACAGAUAGUUAAGUUCAGUAUCUAGUGAAUAGGCUUUGUGCAUUGAUCAUCAGAGAUUCAGCCCAGCUCUCUCCAGAUGGAAAAGCUAAGCCCAGGUUGUACAUGCCAUUUAAAGGAACAUUAUACAAAGCUUUAUUGCUAACGCUAUAGUGUUCCUCUGCACCCAUUCCUAAGGGGGUUUCCAAACGGUUAAAACUCAUUUAAAACGCCCAAUUCCAGUGCUCACGUCCCUCAACACUGGCUCCGUCUCCUCCAAUGUCAGCGUGAUGGGGAACCUAAUGCGCAUGUGUGCAUGUGCCUUCCCCCAAAGAAAAAUAUUGAAUUAAUGCAUUCCUAUGGAGAUUUUCAAGAUAUGGUUUGUCCUCAUACAAAGCGCGAGGAUGUCCAGCAUCGUUUCACGGAGUUAAACUCCGUGAAACAGAAGGAAGUGCCCCUAGCCAUUAGUGGCAGUCUUAACACUGCAAUGAAAACAUUGCAGCCAGACCACUUCAAUAAGAUGCCCCAAUGUGUCCCUUUACAACUUGGACAGAAGUCUAGCUGAAUGAUUGACAGAUCUGAUGGGCUGUUUUAGAGAUUUUUACAAUGCUGAGCUGAGAGUAAGUGGAGGAUGAAAGAGUUCUGAUGGUGCUUAGUGACCCUUUAAGGUGAGAAGCUGACUCAGCAGAACAACUGUUCAUCCUCAACGGUUGUGCCAAGGGCAUUUAUCCACAUACACAUUCCUUAGGCUAAAUGGUGAGAGCAGGAAUUAAGCAGAUGUCCGGACACAAGAGUUCAUACAAGGCUGGCAUCAAACCGUGGUCAAAGUCCAAGAUUAACUUUAUAUCUGAUCUAUGGCAGGUUACACAGACCGCAUUGACAGACAUAGAUGACCCAGACAGUAGGGAGGGUGAAGAAUAAAUAGCCAGAUGAGACUGCAGAUGUUGCAGGUUUGUAAGCAGAUGUCAGACACUGAGGACAGAACAAGCAAUGUAAAUAGUCAAAUAUUGUGACAAUGAAAAAACACCAGGUCUCUUGUUUGAUCAAUAUUUUUCAGUUUGUUUCUAUCUCUUCCCUCCUGGCUGGCCAUGCAUGCUGGUGUUUGUAAUUAAACUUAUUAAGGCACUACACUAAUACACUAAUAUCAGAGGUAAAAUAUCAUAUAUCAGUUGCUUAUGCCAAGUAUGGAUUCUAUGGCAAGAUCUCCUAUAUUUAUCUCUUUAACACCUGUUAAAACAUGUCAAGCGCUCUGUGCUUUGUGACCUCUUACAGACCAUAAAAAUUCAGGGACCCUUGUCAUUCUUAUUACUUUCCCACACACUUUUUUUUUAUUUUUUUUAACUCUACAAUUGUCGGCCGUAGUCUGGUUUGUAGUCGUGUUGUUAGAUCAUCAUUGCUUUCUGGGAUGCUUUUCACAGCUUCAUACUUAUGAUUAGCACAUGAAAUGUUUCACCCCAUAGUGUGAUAGUAUUCGGAUCUUGCAAGAUGAAAAUCCAUUAAUUAAUGGUGUUUCUUUUGGGAUCCAUCCUUGGUUAAUUGAUCUCCAUGAUACAGCAUUUGAAAUGAUCAUAUAUUGUCCAUUGGCAUGAAGCUGUUCUGUGUAAUUUGGAAAUACAACUAACCACUGAUAGGUCAGAACUCUUUUUAUAAAACGGUUUUUGUUUGGGGGAGGGUGGUUAGAGCUUAUUAAAUAAAACUAUGAAUUGGUAAGUACAAAUCAGUCAGUUUGUUUUGAGGCCAAAACCUAUAAGCUGACAAAUUAAGUAAAUGGAUUUUUUUUUUUUUUUUUAUGUCUGCUAUUUUGAAAAGAAGCCCAGAGAGACUUUGUGUUUAAAUAUAUUUCUGACUUAUUUUUUCCAAAAAUAAAGUCGGAAAAAAAAAUAUUAAAAAUACAUGACCUCUCUGGACUUCCAUAAUUCUGACAUAACAUUUGCAACUCCUUUUUCAGUUUUCCUUGGCUGUUGGUUUAAUGAAGAACUCUGUGUGAGAUGAUAUAUGUAGUAAUGAGUGUGCCUGCAUGGCUGUCAAGAAUUCGAUAGGUAUCACAUUCCAAUGUCAAGCAGCACACUGGUAUGUAGAUUCACAGUAAUCUGUGAGGUCACCAUUAAACAAUGUUUAAGUAAAAGGCCACAUGGCUACCAGGUCAAACUUCUUUCUCAGACUUUGUACUGUUUUACUGCAGGUGUUGGUGUCAUUUUAAAGCAAAAUGGAAACUGACUGGGUUAUGUAUUAAACUGAGAAUUCAAAGUGAAAUUCAAAUUUAAGACUAGAAUAGGUCAACUGAAAGCAUAGUUUUCACAGUUAAGCUAUUUCCACCUUCAAUUUUAAAUUCACUUUGAAUUCUCACUGUAGGUGUGCAGUUCUCUUAAUACUUGGUAUACUUGAUGAUUUUUUUUUUUGUUUUGUUUUUUCUGUCCUUUUUUUUUUUUCUCUCAAUUAGUGGUUACUUUUCCAAUACAGCAAGUACAUUGUAUUCCAUUUUAAAUGCAUGCUUUGAGAAAUUAUGAUGAAGUUUACCAUGUUACACUAUGCUUAUUAAAGAUAUACAGGCACACCCCACUUUAAGUACACUCACGAGUACAGACAUACCUGCGAGUGUACGUAAAGGUGCCUCGCGAGUACAGACAUUCCCGCGUUUCUUCUGUCCGCGAGUGAACAGGAAAUGGAAUGUUCUAUUCUCGCCUGGAGCAGCUCAGUUCAGUGUCUUUGGGGCAAGAACUUUUCACACCUGACUAAAAGCAGAAGUGGUCAUGGUGAUUGAAGUAACACUUUAACCUGGAAGAGUCUUAACAGCGAAACGUGCGUCGGGACGUUCAUAGAGUAUUGAGUUGAUCAAAUAGAUGUGGGUCGACAAGCAUUGAGUCUUUUCUGACAUUAUCAGCUAUACUCUUCAUUUUUAAUUUUAUUUAAAUGUUCUUAUUUCUUAUUUUUUGUUUUAUAUUUCUACUGGACGAUUAUCACCAUCAGAGGGGGGAGGAGGGCACUUAGUAUUUUGCUAAGGGGUGCUCUCGAAGGCACAACAGAGUAGGGAAUUUUCAUUCAUUGCAGGAUAUGAUAGCCAGUCUGUACCUUUACUGAGACAAUAUGUAGCGCUCCUCCGGACUGAAUAGUAUAUAUUAUCAAAUGUAACAGAUAUAGGUUACAUCUGCUAAAUUAAUCUUUCUCUAUGUGUAACAAUUUGUUGCUUUUUCGUUCUAUGUACACACUUCUUAUACAGCUUCUAUAUACAUAUUUUUUCCUUUAUUGGUUAAUAUAGGAUAUUCUUAAUAAUUUUUUAUAUAUAUUUUUUUCAAUCUUUUUUUUUUUUUUGUGUGUGUGUGGAUAUUUUCUUCUGAUAUGCAGUUCAUUUAUGAUCAGAUAUUUUAACUAAUUUAUUAAAAGUGAAGUUUUAUUUGAUUCACUUUGGGAUUACUCCGUGCCAUCAAGGGUUUGCCUUUUAAACGGUUUCCCUAGGUGUUCUCUCCUUGUUCUUACCAUUAACACUUUAACCUGUUUCAUGAGAAUUAUCUGUCUUUAUAAAACAAAACUGUCACAUAUAUAUAUAUAUAUAUAUAUAUAUAUAUAUAUAUAUAUAUAUAUUGCAUUGGAUUUCAUUGAAAUUUGAGGACAAUCAAAAGAUAACCAUAAAACAAAAUAAUGACCACUUUAAAUUAUGUAUGCCUCAGGAAAAAGGCAAAGCUGGAAUAUUUUCUCUUUGACUUUCCACGAGGCAUAGUAAAUGUCUCUGGAAUGAAGAGAACAAUCUGUUUUGAUGAGUUCAUCAGGAUAUCUGACAUUAGAAUAAUAUUUCACCAUAUGGACUGUAUAAAACCUUGACCAUAGAAAAGGUGUGUCUGAUCGAGUCAGUGAAGGAAUGCUUACCUGAUGGCUCACCUGUAAUUAAAUGAAACUGAUCUGUAAUUGAGACAGUAAUUACAUAUAAGCGUUUUUUAAUCAUAGAAAAUGAUAAAGCUAUGCAACUCUCCUAAUUUAUCAACAACAGAUGACUACAAAAGAAGGGACCAGGUACAAAGAUUGAUAUAAACUUUAUUGGAAACACAAUAGCAAAUUUCAGUUCUCACUAGUGCCCUCGGCUGGUAGUGUGCCCACUCCAGUGGCUGUAUUCCCCGUAUUCUGCUAUUGGUUUAGUGAGUGCUGUCUCACAUUUUUUUUAAUCUAUUUAACUGUCUAUAAGCCCUAGAUAAGAUAUGUGUACUUAGCUAUGGAUUUGAGUUUAUCGGUACAUAGUGUACAGUGCUGUUUAUAAUAACUCUUUGCGAUCAGGAGCCCAUUAAAUGAUAAAAGAUAUUAUACUGAAGGUUGCAUUUUGUUAUUUGUCUUAAAUGGAACAAUCCACUUCCAAACUCUACCUAUUUUCUGUGUGUUUUUUUGUUUUUUUCAGACUAGCUAUACUGGUUUAAUUUUCCAUUUGAAAGGAAUGUAAAAUAAGCAAUUUAAAGUGGUUCUGCAGGAGUGACAAAUUAAAAAAAAUAUAUAUAUUUUUUUUUACUGUAUUUCGAUUAAUUUUUUUAUUUUUAAAAAAGAUUUUAUUGUACAACACAAAGCAUCAAUCAGUCAUUACAGCGUAUAAGCGGUAUCAACACUGAGCAACGUGUUCUGUACAUGGUUAUCACCGUAAAUAAGUAAACUAGGUGAGGGACAGGGAUAAUUUGGGGGGUGCACUCAAUUACAGGGUGUAUGUAUAGAGUGGGUUUGCCCUAAAGCCGACUCACAUAAGAGCAGGCCCAGGGUACUGGUCACGUAGUGUUUAAUAAAAUUAAACAUAAAGUAGACAGUAAGGUUCGAAAGUUAAUGAGAUUUCAGUAUUGAAACCGAUAUGUUCUCGAGGUGUCUUGUCAUUGUUACUGAGUUAUAAAGAGGUGCCCUGACUGUGUGUAUAGUCUGUCCAGAUUGCCACUUAGUGGCUUGUUGGGCAUGGGUAUUGGAGUGGUAGGCCAUAAGUUCCUCCAUCUUUUUAAUUUCCUUCACUCUGUUUCUCCAUUCGGUAAUGGAGGGUAUUUGAGGGGAUCUCCAAUGAAGGGGUAUAAAAGAUUUAUCGGCAACAAGAAAGAGUGGGAGACAGGAUUUGUGUAAUUUGACAAAGGGUAUCCUUGUGUGUAAGAGUAGUAUUUCUGCUGGAUUCAAUGUAAGUUGAUAUCCGCUAGCUUCACCGACAAGGCGGAUUACUAUUAUAUUAUGCUGUAUGUAGUUUUUGUGCCUUAUUACAAUUUAACAUAUAUGACAGGGCAUAAGUCGUCAUUUUAAGUGUAAAAACCAAUCUCCCUAGAAAUAGGGGUUGACUAACACGCCAAGCAUAAAGUUCUUGAUACAUGGACGAGAAAAAAUAAGCUCUUGGCUAAAUGUAUUUCUGAUAAAAUAUGGUUUCACCCUUCUCAUUCCUCUUUAUCACUUGUGGGCAGAAGAAGAAUUUGCUUUGGGCGACAGGAGAGAUUACAUUGUCUAUAAUAGCAGAGCAUGUGUGGGCAUCCAGGUAGGGUACAUCUGUUCCCAUAAAGAUGGCAAACCUCUAUUGAUGGCAAAUACCAGGGGAAUAAAUAAAUAAUUCCAGGCACAACGACAUUACACUUUUGCAUUGGGAACCACAGUGGCCAGCUUCAUUUUUUUUGUAUUUUAUUUUUUUUAAAUAUAUUUAUUUAAUGAUGUCUUUUCAUUACAGGUUUUAACAUUGAAAUCCCACCAUGUCAUUGAGGCCACGAGUAGUGGAUUUUGAUGAAACAUGGAACAAGCUUUUAACGACAAUCAAAGCCGUGGUCAUGUUGGAUUACGUUGAAAGGGCAACAUGGAAUGAUAGGUUUUCGUAUCCUUUCCAAGGGGUUGAUAUUGACCAUAAGAAUAAUUUAAAACAUGCUUCCUGUCACUUAUCAUAUCACAGUCUAAAUCUAUCUAUGCUGUCUAACAAUCUAUUUAAUUUUUGUUUUAGUAUCCUGACAUUAGUUAAAGCUUAAAAAUUUAUUUUCCCCUCAAUAAAAUGUGUGUUAAUCCUUGUAUUGUUCAUUGUGGUUAACCGGAAUUUUAUGUUGUUUGUGGUUUGUUUUUGUUUUGUUGUGGUCUAUUCACUAAACAUUGAGCUGUGCUCUGUUUACAACGAUUAAAAUGUUAUUCAAUUCAGAAUGCAUGUGAAAUUUCUCACCUAUUUUAUUUGCUGGAAUUUUCAUCCUUCCUCUGUUACAGUACUGCAGUCCAUGCAUUUAUUAGUAAUAACCUGAAUGUUAACAGAGCUGGACCUGAACUAAGGGAUACCAAUAAGCAUUAUUAGGGAUCAGCUUCCCCUAGCCAGUAGGGUGGAGGUCUGCCAAAUGUAACCAAUUGGAUUAUUCUCUGGUGACAACCAUUACCACUAUCUAUUGCAUGACCACUGACUGUAAAUGUGCCCUAAUUAUUAUUCCAAUGCUAACUUAUUUCUAUAGACAAACAUACUACACUGCCCAUUACGCUAAUACCCUCUGAUAUGCAGUCUCUCUCCUACUUAUGUCAUUUAUUAUUAAAACAUUAAUACAUUCCCUCUAUUUUUCCAUUAUGGUCUUACAUCAUUUUUAUUUAUUUUAUUUCUCCUGCUACUCUCCGUAAGAUUGGUAGUAGAAUGGUGGCACUAUUUGGUUAUUAUUGUGUUUGUUUACUCUACAUUAUGCAAUAUUCAACUCAUUGUGUACUUCAUAAAAAUUCUAUCCAACACAUUUUUUUUAAAAUUUUCAAAUAUCAGCCAAACUUAGUAUGAAAGCCCAUGGCUUGAUAUUUUUGCUGAUUUAAACAAACUUUUUGCCAUUUCAUUGAUACAAGUGUGGCGGUGUUAAAUUCAAUGUAUUUGUUUUUAUUAUGUUGUUUGAAUUUGUGUGAAUUCAGUGCUAUGCUUACAGGUAUAAAUGAGUGUAUAUAUACUCUCCUGGUUGAUUUUUAUACUAUUCUAAUCCUGGAGAGCUGAUAGCGCUUGCUGUUUAACACAUCCUUAACAGACACACAGAGACAUUUAUGCUCUAUGUGUCGCAUAUCCAGAACCGCUGGGUGAGAGACUGUACACAGAGACAAAAAUCUUUCUAGAAAAUCAUGUACAACAGUUGCAUGCGGUAAGUUUUUUUUGUUUUUUGUUUUUUUUUGUUUUUUUUUUAAUAACAUAUGAUGGCAGUUCAAAGAGGGACACUCGUGCUUCAUAUAUCAUCUAGUUUAUAAAGUCAGAACCCUGAGAAUAGCAUGUUCAGGGGAUUUUGUUUUCCAAGUGAUCUUAAAAAUAAUUUAAAAAACAAUGGAAUGUAUCUACAGAUUCCAUUUGUAAUUGUGAUCGCCCCACUUUUAGAACCCUUCCCUUCUUUUCUAUUAGACACCGGCACCCCUUUAAAGGACCACUAUAGCCACCCAGCUCAGUGAAGUGGUCUUGGUGCCAGGUCCCCCAGGUUUUAACCCUGCAGCUGUAAACAUAGCAGUUUCAGAGAAAUGUUUACAUUGCAGGGUUAAUCCAGCUUCUAGUGGCGGUCUUCCUGACAGCUGCUAGAGGGGCUUCUGCGAUGCAUAAUGUGAAAAUCGUAUUGAGCAUGCAGAACUCUGGCCGCGCAUUGGCUCCACUUGGGAGCGGAAGUUGGAGCGGGAGGAGUGGAUUAAGGUAAGUGGCUGAAGCGGUUUUAUCCCAUUCAGCCCAGCGGUAGGGGGGCCCUGAGGGUGGAGGGGACUUAAGGACUAUGUAGUGCCAGGAAAAUGAGUUUGUUUUUCUGGCACUAUAGUGGUCAUUUAAAGGGACACUAUAAGCAGCAGAAACAGCUUUAGCUUAGAUGGCAUACUAUAGGCACCAGAACAAGAUUAGUUUAAUUAAGCAAUUUUGGUAUAUGGAUCAUCCACAAAAGUGGCUUGCAAAAGGUACAUUUUUUUGCAAGCCAGUUUUGUGAAUGGGGAGUCACUGAGUGCCUGAGAGCAUCAGCUUCUUGAAUCUGAAGCCAGAUGCUGCCUGGUGGGGAGUGGAUAUUGCUACUGGAGGCAACAUUGGGGUUAAACCAUUUAACCCCUUGAGGCAAGAGUGCCUCUAGGGGCAUCCUGGCAUCAAAAAAACGUCAUUUAGAUUAAGCUGUUUUGGUGUCUGGAGUGUCCCUUUAACUCCUAAAUGGCAGAUAAUUGACCAGUGAGACUACAGGGGCAGGAGUUAUAAACGAAAACUGAUGCAUUAUGCUAAAGUUGUUUUGGUGUUUAUAGUGUACCAUAUAUUGCUAGUGAAAUAAUCAAACUAGUCUAAACCAUUACAUUUUUGGUGCAUUUAUUACCUGAACUCUGUGAAAUACAUUAUCGCUAAGCAUUAUCAAUAAUCUCGUAAUUAAGUAUUGUUAAUAUUUCCCUAAAAAAAAUAAGUGUUUCUAUUGUCCUCCAGUUAUGUAGUUAAGCUGAUAUUCAUUUAAACCGGGUCUAUCAUUUCUCCGCACAUCACUUGCACUUUUUGUUUACUUCUUUAUGUUUGAAUUUUCUUAGAAAGUCUUGGAGUCGGCAGAGCAGGUGUUGGUAAUGUAUCACAAGUACUGGGAGGAAUACAGCAGAGGGGCUGAUUACAUGGACUGUUUAUACAGGUAAAUGAAACAAACUGACGGAAUAAUGCCUGCGCUAUUUGUUAUCUCGCUUGGAGUAUAUUUUACAUUAUUCAAAUUUUGUGUAGUUAAAGUGUCGCUCUAGGAACCAUAACCACUUCACAAUUGAAGUGGUUAUGGUGCCUAGAGUCCCAUGGCACUGUUCGCUGUUAUAUACCAUUUCACAUUGCAUGAGGUCCUUGGCCACUCAUGACCCUGCCCCCUCAUGGCAUACUCUCAGCCAUUUCUUGCUUGUUCUCUGCUGGAUUGAACUGGGAUAAAAGCCAUGACCCAGCACCAAAUCAUACCGGAGAGAGAGCGAGAACUGACUAAUGCUCAGUUCUCACUCUUAAUCCUUUAAACUACCCGGGAUGAGACCCCUCUUUGCAGGAAAAGGUAAGGAACAGAAGGGGACUUAUAUGCAAUAUAUAAUUAUUAAAAUGGAUGGGUUAAAAUUAAGAAAGGGACUAAAAUAUUAGGGGCUUUGAAUGAUAGGGGCCGGUAUGUAGGACAAGAGAUCUUAGAAGACACAGAAGGAGAUUGACAAAGGGGCUCUGAAAUGGAUGUAGACAGACUGAAUGUGGGACUGAGAGAGACAUAUUUUGAAGAUGAGGUUAAGACAGGGAGACAGACAUUGGUAGUGAGGCUGAGAGACAAACCUAGCUGGACACAAGGAGAGGGAGACAGAUGAAGGAGGGCUUGGAGACAGACAAAGAAGAACUUACAUAAACAGUGACAUAUUCUUUGGAGACAGAGAUAAAUGGGAAACAUAGAUGGCUAUAGAUAAAGGGUUGAAUAUGAGAACGAUAAAAGCGGUAACGGAGGGGCAUAAACCAGGAAUAUGGGGUAAAAUACCGAUUGGUGCAGAGAAACGUAGAACAGAUAUAUAAGAUGUGGGGAAACAAACUUUACACAGAGAGAUGGAUUGAAAAACCAAAAACAGCAGUUGAGAUACAACAGAUAGAGAAUUGGUGAAAAGAUGGUAAAAUAUAUAUGUACUUCUCACACUCAAAUUUUGAAACUUUCGGUUCUCCAUUCAUACUGUGAUCAGAUAGAUUCAGCCAAAUAAUAAAUGUGUUUAAGAUCCUGCUUAGCAUAUCUUUUUACCAUGUACUUGUUAUGAUUGACAUGUUAGGAGGUGCAUUCUUGCUAAUUACCCAUAAUGUUAUUAAUUAUGGGGGGGGGAAAUGACUGCCGAAUAGCAAUGAAAUGCAGCACAUAAAAACAAAUGAAACGUUUCACUUAUUACUACUUCUAGGUAUCUCAACACGCAGUUCAUUAAAAAGAAUAAGCUUACAGAGGCUGACCUGCAGUAUGGCUAUGGGGGAGUGGAUAUGAAUGAGCCGCUGAUGGAAAUAGGUGAAGUAAGUAACUCUAAACCAGUCCAGCAUUCCGUCAUGUGUUUGACAUACUUUACUCCUCUGAUCCAAAUAAUUUCAUGCCGUUAAUUAGACCCUGUCACCCAAACAGAAUUAUAACCAACUACCUGCAUGCUCAUCCUUAAUAUUGUCCUAUUAUAUGUAGCUAAAGUUACAAAUAAGACUAUAGUGAGCCCUCUUUCCUGGUUAAUUCAUCUUUCUUAAACAAAAAAAAUCUUAUUUAUCUACAGUAGGAAAAAUCAUAUUAAUGGGACACUCCAGGCUGUACUUUGGUCAUUUUUAGUGCAUUAUCUAGAAUGUGCAUAAUUAAUAAUAAUAUAAAAAUAGAUACUCUCAUUUGAAGUCGCUGUUUUUGCUGCAUAUCAUAUGUGACUUAUUGCCAAACCAGACAAUGUCUAAUGCUGUAUCAAUGCUGAACUUAAACAAGACUAUAUGGGCACAGCAAGCAUUUCAGGAGUCAUAGUUUCCUCUAAAAAGCCAACAGCUAAGCUGCAACUCCCAGAAACCCAAGGCAUUACAUGUACAGUGGGAUAUUAGAACAUUGAAACACUGUGGUUACCAGGGCCAGCAAGUUGCUAAUGUUGUGGUGUUUUGUUGUUUUGUUUUGUUUUUUUUGGAGAGGGGGAAGAGUAGGAAUUUGUCCCCCUAACCCUUUUUUUUUUUACCUUAGCUGGUACCUUGUACACUUUUACAUUCUGCCUGAAUUUGAUGCUCGGCUUCAUCAUUUCUAACAAAUGCCUGUAUGUUUUUAAAUGGAUACAGAUUUUGGGCAGCAAUGCUUUGUAUUUGUUUACAAUGCACAUUACACUGUCAUUUAUUGCAGUUAGCACUUGAUUUGUGGAGGAAGUUGAUGAUUGAACCUCUUCAGGGGACCCUCCUUAGAAUGCUUCUUAAAGAGAUUAAAAGGUAAGUAAAUAUGUGUGUUGAAUUCAGGUUACGAUUUCCAGUAGCUCACUAAACUUAGAGAUUUGAUAUGUACGAUGGCGUUGGCUUAUGUUAUUUUACAAGGGCUGAACCGAACGAAAACAUGCAGCUCCACUCUUUACUCCAAUAAAGUCCACAAACUAUAUUUACAGAAUUUAUCAAAUUAUUGGAUUUUUAUCAUUUCAUAUUUUUACACAUUCAGUGGCUUUAUUUGCUGCCGCUGGAUGGUAUAGGAUAAUACUGUCCCCAAAACCGCCUAAAUUCAUUGUACAUUGUCCUGCUAACUCAAUAAAUAUUGGAGACUGGGGCCAUAAAAGCAUGCACGGUGCUUUGUGCAGUUUGAUAUUUAGUUUAGUUUAGUUUGGCCAUUCUCCAUAUCAUUAAUAGCCACCACCAGUCUCUAGCAUUGACAGAAUGCAGGACAAAUUCACAGAAAAUGUGUCAGACAAGGCGGCAUUCUUUUAACAUGCGGCCUGUUCUCAUGUUAAUUCUCCCUGUAAAUUUUAUUUAUUUAGUGAUCGUUGUGGGGAAGAUCCAAAUCAGAAAGUAAUCCACGGGGUUAUUAACUCCUUUGUUCAUGUUGAACAGUAUAAGAAAAAAUUUCCCUUAAAGGUACGUGGUUGAUGCGAGUGAAACAAUUCAUAAAAUUGCUUUUUUUAAAAAAAAAAUUAUUUAUUUAUUUUUAAUUCCUAUUUUUAGAGUGUAUUAAUUUGAGUGUGCCAGGUUAUUCAUGCGUCAUUUUUUUUUUUUUUUUUAAUAUAAUUUAGUUUUAUCAAGAAAUUUUUGAGUGGCCUUUUCUGGCUGAAACUGGGGAGUAUUACAAACAAGAAGCUUCAAAUUUAUUACAAGAAUCAAACUGCUCACAGUACAUGGAAAAGGUAGGCUGGAUAACUGGCGCUGGGUCUUGGAAAGUAAUGGCACCUGUUAAUAUGUUGCUAAAUUCUGUAUCAUGUAUUUUAAGUAGCAUUUUUUUCCUCCUAAUUAUUUUUAAGCAAUUUUCACCAAGAAUAACUGUUGAUAAAGUUUAUACAUUCAAAACAAAAUACCAUGAAAAAUUUUAUAAAAACAAAACCGGGCACGUGGGGAAAUUGUUGUGGGUGUUUCAUACAUGCGCAGGCUGAUUGUCAUCAGCAGGGUUUUUGUGUUACGUGUAGAAAAUAUUCCCUAACAAAUCUAUAAACAGGCUCUGGUACUCCUGUGAUGCUAACGAAAAUCAAAUCUACUCUACAUUAGGCAGUUUUCAAAAUAGAAUUGUUUUAACCAGCUAUGUUCGUUUCUUAGCAAUUCAUUAUCAACAUUUACCAAUACAUGUUGAAAAAUAUAGUCUGCAAAGAUUUGUUACCCUGAUUUUUGUUUUACUGAGAAAGCAAGGAUAUCAACAAAUUGUUGAACCCAUGAUAUCCAUUGCUGUUUAUUUUAAUCAAUAUCUUUUUUAUUUUUUUAUUUAUUUAUUUCAUUUACAUUUCACUUUCACACUUUUUUCUAAAACAUGUACUUUUUAUUUGAUCUUGUGGUCUAUUACAAUGAAGUCCGUGUUCAUGUGUCUCUCGACUUUAUGAGUUCAAACUGUGGAUAUCUGAACACGAGCCGUUAAUUCUCAUUAUGGUACCAGAAGGGAAGAAAUACACACAAAUGAUUUACAUGACAAGUAGUCCGUUUUAUGUGCUUGGCUCAAAAAUUCCCUUUCAGUAUUGCACAUAAUCAGCGUGUCUAGCUGAAACCCCAUAUUACUUGCAGAGCAUAAACUUUUUGUUGUCUUGUCUAUUUAUAAGGAAGUCCUAUUGAUUUUUUUUUUUCAGUUGUAAUGUAACCAAUAUUUGUGAUAACACAUUGAAUGACCAUUAUCUUGAAACAAAGCAAUACUUACCCCUUACUUCAGGUUUCAUAUCCAGUAGUUUGAAACUUAACACAAGAACACCACCAAGAUCAUUUACAUUAAAUAUUAGAACAUGAUAUUUAUGUGUUGAUUAAAAAGAUUAUAAAUAUUUGUAUAACAUUUAAAAAAAAAAUGAAAAUAUUGAAGAGCAUCCUAGACCUAUUAGACCAAAUCUAAAUAAAAUUAUGAGGUUUUCUUAAUUAAAGGGGAAAGCUAAGUAAGCACCACAAACGCUGUCCUAUAGACAGGCCCUUCACUCCGCAUAUUGCUAUUUGGGAAGUUACAAGUCUGCAUUUGCAACAUCUUUUUUUCUAGAUUUGGAUGGGGUGUGUAUUGACUGAGCAUGUAACAUAUAUUUAUGAAAUAUAGAGGAUAAGUCAGUAUUGUAUGCAAAUCCCAGGUAACAACGUUUUCCUUUAAAGGGACACUCCACUGCCCAUAGAAAACAUUAUUACAGAUCACCAUUUAGAGGAUAUACCCCCAGUGAAACAUUUAAUUUAUAAAAGUGACAAUUUCUAUUAAAACCUGCACUUUUUGUAACAAGGAUAAAGAGAACACACUUUUCACAUAUAAAGUACUUCAACAUUCUAAAGUGCUUUUUAGUUGUUUGAUUUGCCAUAUUCACAGUAACUUAAAACCUGCUUUAAUACAAUACAGUGAUAAAUGGUAAUGUCAAAGUGACACUUGUUUAUCUACAUGCAUGCACCAUUAAUGUUAGUUCAUGUAUGAUUUGAAGAGAAUGUUUGGGAUAUUACGGUCACUGCCAUCUUCUUCAGCUCUUGGUGAUUCAGCUGCCAGGAGCCAACCUCAGCAUUGUACUCUUGCGCAUGUUCAGUAGUACAACACUGAGGUCUAUGAAGGGUCUCAACGGAUACUUGAAAAAGCCUUUUUCAACUGUGAUGUCUGAGGACUUGACAAGUACUAACAGAAGGUAGCUCUGCCUUUUAUCAAGUGUAGUUAAAAUUCUAAGACAAAGUCCCUACUUAGCCCCGGUAUAUCUGUUAACUGCUUUGGAAUUUCAGUCAAACAGAACAGCUUGAAGUCUACAUAUAAAUUGGCUGUGAAUGACCAUUUCCAAAUCAUUUAUUCGCUUCUUUGACUUUUUUAUUUUAUUUAAUGUUUAGAUUUUAGGUAGAUUAAAAGAUGAAGAGAUUCGGUGUCGAAAGUAUUUAAACCCUAAUUCCUAUACUAAAGUGAUUCACGAAUGCCAACAGCGAAUGGUGGCUGACCACCUGCAGUUUCUGCACGCAGAAUGUCACAAUAUCAUCCGACAAGAAAGGAGAAAUGGUAAGCAAAAUGUGUUUUGAUACCUGUCACCUGAACCCAUCAUGGGUACAUUUAUUAUCUAAAAGCUUCUUUUUAUUUAUAUAUUUUUCUGUUUAUCAAGUUUUGACAUAAUUAGAAAAGAGUUGCAAAAUGGAAUUGAGGCUCUAUCUAGCAAAUACUGUAACAAACUGUACAUACUGUGAAUUCCGAUUGGAGCAGUACACAUUGAGGAAGUGGCACAUGUUGAGCAUUAAAUGGAGCAUAUGGUUUAAAGCCAACCCAUGCUGACAUUCAAUGAUCUAGGGUUUCAUAUUAUGACCAUUGACACAGAAUUGGGUCAUCCCUAGACCGUAGACUUUCUGCCUUAAAUUUUGCAAUUUUUUUACUUCUAUGUUGCAAACUGGUCAAACUAUAUGUCGUAUUGUGCUAUCCCAAAGUAUUCAAGUAUCCAUAUACCAAGUGACAAAGUUGUGGUCUUAGAAUAGUGCAGUCUUUUGGCUAACCAGAUACAUCUAUUUUUCACUUGAGAUGGGUGUUUUUAAGAAUCCUUGAAAUAUUUAAAUCUGUUAUUAUUUAUUCAUUUGUAAAUUAUUGGUAAUUCACCUAGGAUUUUUCAAUUGUUUGCCAAAAUAGCUGAAUUGGGAAAAGUCUCCAACUCCAUUGGUGCCGUUGGGGUGUCAUUAUCAAACGUUCCAGACUGACAAAUGUAAAUUCUGUGCUAAUUUUUUUUGCACAGUGUGCCAUUCAUUGGCUGAGAGUGGUCAGCGACUGGGAACGGCUUCUGCAGAAAUUGGAAGCAUGUAAACAGAAGAGCCAGCCUUGGAGCCUGGUGGGAACCCCAAUAAGGAGGCAAAGCAGUACUAGUCAGUUGGCCCCACUACCAGGGAACCGGCCGAGGAUACUGCUGGCAUCAUAAUCUCUACAGCCGACUAUAGUGGUUAUGAUGCCGGAAGUAACCUCAUUUUGACCUACAAUUUAAAAUCUCCUACUGAACAUCUGAUAAUUCUGUGUUUGUUCACUAAGGUUGUGGGUUAGUGUGUGGACUGAUUUAUAAAGUAGUAACUAGAAAUCAUUACAUUAAAAUGGUAUGCACUGAAUAGUAAAUUAUGGUGAAUCAAAAACCAGAUUUUUCUAAAUGUGGGCCAAAAUGGCUACGUUGGGAAAAAUUCUGUUUUUCUUGUUUAAUGAUUUUUUACCUAAAUUUUUAAAUCCCAUUUUCAGUUUACUGUUUUUCACGGUUUGUUUAAUAAUAACUUCAGUGAAAGUUAAGGGCUGAAUUUUUGUUGUUAGAAUUGAGGAAUAGUAUGGGAAUUCAUUAAAAUGCAAUUGAUUUCAUGCAGUGUUUCCUAAUUGCAGACAUGGCCAAUAUGUACACCCUUCUUCGUUCUGUAUCAAAUGGUUUACAUCAUAUGAUUCAAGAGCUUCAAUAUCAUAUCCACGAUGAAGGCCUUAGAGCAGUUAGUAAUCUUUCUCAGGAAAACGUGAGUAUUUUCUACAUAUCCUUAUCGGGUGUGUUUCUCAACAAGCUAAGUUGGAAAGAGUCUGAGCCGUGAUAAAUACAUUAGUCUUGGCAAAAUCUAUGUUGGGUGUUUUUGUUUUGGGAUUUGUUUUUUGUUUAUGUGCUGUUUAGUUUCCCUAUUACAUUUAUAUGAAAGAUUUAGCAAAUUAUAUCCUAAUCCAGUUGCAUCCGGGGCACACCUUGCAAAUUAGGAGCAAAACUGUAUUCUUUAUUAUACUGACUGCCAGGUUCAAAGGGCUCAACUUAUAACAUUGACUGGAGGGGAUUUCUAAAUUUUUUUUUUUUCACGCAUUACAAAUUCAAAUUUGUGAAAUGAAAAGUGAUACCUAAAAUCCCAAAAAGCAAUAGUUCUCUUUUAAAUGAAUAGCUCAGUAUAGAGCAAAUUCAUAAUAAAAUGAGAAAAAAAACAAGUAACAAGUCCAUAAGUUAUAAUCCUUUAUGAAUGCUACUGAUAUCGGCUAGAGGCUCUUAGCCAAUCCCGGUCAUCCUAUAGCUUUCUAUUUAUUUCUGAUUAUUACAAAGUGUAAAAUGUGUCCUCACUCCUAAAAGCUUGUGGUCUCUUUUGUUGAUUAUUUUGCUAUUCCAGUGAUAGCUAAUCUUGACACUCCAGACAAUUGCUUGCUAUAGUUCCGAUAAUAAUCAUCCUGCAUUUUGCAAGUGUGACGGGACAUGGGGUUCACAAGCCUGUUAUGGUUACCCGUUACUGCUGGAUGUUCAUACCCAGAGAAUCUCAUUUUUUAUUCCUCUUACUAUUUUUCCAACUCUCUCCCUUCUUCAUGUGCCAGUAAAAUGCAAAAAGAUGGAUAAGGGUAAACCUGGGUUUUAUUUCUUAUCAAGCUGAUGGCUGAUUUUCCAUUGUUCAAUGCAUUUUGUGUUAUGGCUGCAUUUCAUGUACUAAUAAACUUCUGUCAUUUCAGAUGCCCACUCAGUUUGUGGAGUCUGUCUUGGAAGUCCAUAGUAAAUUUGUUCAGCUUGUCAACACUGUUUUGAAUGGAGAUCAACAAUGUAUGAGUGCACUAGACAAGGUAUUGCAAGUGAAUCAGUGCACGUUUCAAAUUACAUGCAAACACACACUUCAUUCUUGCCUGUGAAACAUAGAAAUACACUAUGAGAGCCACUUUGCAUUUAAGCCAAUGCCAGAAUCCACGUGGACAGCAGAUGUUGGCGUUAAUAAAUUCAGUAAACCGUAAAUACAUGGAAGAUUAGCUAUAAUAUGCAGGUUAAACAAUUCAACACGUAAACGCAAAAUGGAGGGGAAAGAAAAAAGGUUAACAAACCUUUUUGACCAAUUUUACUCUGAGGUCUUCGUCUGCCAGUUGAAUAUUUAAUACAUAUUUUUUUAUUUUUAAUUAGGCUAUUUAUACCAUGUUGGUCAUUCUAAAUUGAAACACUGAUGUCAUGAUUAUCCUCUAUUAACGUAUUAUUUUGUGUACACAGGCUCUUACAUGUGUUGUAAACUACAGAGAACCUAAAUCCGUCUGCAAAGCGCCAGAAUUGGUGGGUACAUAUAAAAUUAUCAUGCUAAGUAUCUUUUUUAAUUUUUUUUUAUAUAUAUAUUUUUCCAGUACUAUUUAUUGUUUUAGUUAAAUAUUAACUGUAAUAUAAGGUAGUUGUGUAACCUAUUUUCGCGUAGUAUGCAUUUUGAAACCCCAAAUUCCUAGCUGUGUUGUAAAUGUUGUUGUACACUUCUAAUUUGUAAUCCGUUCUCUCUAUAUUACAGUAUAAUAUUAUAGUAUUAGAAUAUUAUAGUACAACUCCUGGCAUGGGUAUAUUCUAUCUAUUAGUAGUUAAUGACAAUAAAAGGGGACAGAUGUCUGAUAAUUCAAAAAAACAGCCUUGUCCAGGAUAAAUAAAAUUUCCAACUUUAAACCUUACUCGUUUGCCGAACGUUCAUACAGACACCAUUUGUCAACAGUUUAGCCCCUCACCUGCCUUUUUGGCAUUUUACUUUACAUUUGAAGCAAACCAAAUUUGGCAACGUGUAACAUUAUAUUAUUUUAUAUAUAUUAAUUGAUUUAUUUUACAAACCUGUAGAAUUCCUAGUAUGACCUCUACCAGCUAAAUGAUUGCUUGUUCCAAAUAGUUUAACGCUCCCAGGCAGAAGGUUAUACUCUCUGUUUUCCAUAAGAAUAUGUUUAAGUUGUAUGUAUUGCAGAAUUUGGCUUUUAGGAUUUUGUUUAUCUUUUUUUAAUCCCUGCAGCUGGCCAAGUACUGUGACAACAUGCUGAAAAAAUCAGCCAAGGGAAUGACUGAGAGUGAGGUGGAAGACAAGUUAACAAGUUUUAUUACUGUUUUCAAGUAUAUCGAUGACAAAGAUGUUUUCCAGAAGGUAUGUUUCAAAUUAGGAGAAUGGCCUGACUAUUUAUUGUAUGAUCAUUUCAGUUUUGCACGAUAAACUAAAAAUACAAAAUCCACCUCUAAUUUGUUUUCUACACAUGAACACAAGUGUAAUACUUUUGUCACCAUGGGAUUUGGGAAGGCCUAGAUUUAAAAAAAAAAGAUAUGGGGGUAGUUUGUUUCUUGAUUUAAACAAAGUAAAUGGCGAACUCUUCUUUUCACAUCAUCUAUUAACCAUAUGUUCUUUUACAGUAUUAAUUUUUUUGACAUAUGUCUCUAAUGUUCCUGCAUAAAGGAAACACCAUAGCGUUCUUUAGAUUCAUGACUCUUCGAAAUGUAAUUUUAAAAGGAAUUUAGUUUUACCCUUUUUCCACUACCAAGACUCUCACUCACUCCAGUCGCCCGAUCUACCUCCCUUGACUUUUUCUUGCAGGCUGUCUCCUCUUUGUCUUCUAAAUAAUCAAAUGAUAAACAUUAGAGGACUGUCAACGUCCUCAUGAAAUGCGUGAGGACACAAAAGAAAUUCUGACUGUUAUAGCAGCGGAAGCACCCUCUAGUGGCCGAUAGUGUGUGGUUAGCACUGCAGUGAAAACGGCAAUGUUUUACAUGGCAGGGCGACUGCACCCAGACCACUUCAUUGAGAUGAAGUGGUCUGGGUGCCUAUAGUGGUCCUUACUAUUAAUCGUGUGCUAAUUUAAAGGACCACUCUAGGCACCCAGACCACUUCAGCUUAAUGAAGUGGUCUGGGUGCCUGGUCCAGCUAGGGUUAACCCAUUUUUUCAGAGAAACUGCUAUGUUUAUGAAUGGGUUAAGCCUUCCCCCUAAUCCUCUAGUGGCUGUCUCAUUGACUGCCACUAGAGGCGCUUGCGUGCUUCUCACUGUGAUUUUCACAGUGAGAGCACGCCAGCGUCCAUAGGAAAGCAUUAUGAAUGCUUUCCUAUGUGACCGGCUGAAUGUGCGCGCAGCUCUUGCCGCGCGUGCGCUUUCAGCCCAGGAGGAGGAACGGAGGAGGAGAGAAGGAGGAGAGCUCCCCGCCCAGCGCUGGAAAAAGGUAAGUUUAACCCCUUUUCCCCUUUCCAGAGCCGGGCGGGAGGGGGUCCCUGAGGGUGGGGGCACCCUCAGGGCACUAUAGUGCCAGGAAAACGAGUAUGUUUUCCUGGCACUAUAGUGGUCCUUUAACUACUCUGUUUUCCAAUACACUGGAGAUCUAAGACUUGUAAGGCUAAUGCAACGUCUUUGUUUUCAGUUCUAGUUCAUUUGAGUACAUCGUUGAUACUUUGUGGAUGUUAUUACAUAUCUUCUUUAAUGCAUUUCUCUCUGUGUUGCGUAGUCUGUGCAAAUUUUACAUUAUUAUAAUGUCUAAAUCAGCUUUUUAUGAUGGUGGCUGACUUUGGUCAUUUGAGAUAGUACAACUUUCAGUUCCCAUUCAAAUAAAUACUCCCCCUUAAACUUCAGAUAGACAAACACAAAUUCCUUUGGAAACAAAGAACAUAGUUUUUAUGGACUACAUGCAAACUAGAUAUUUAAAAGUAAAUAUUCUAGCAGUGACUGUAAUAAAUAAAAUCUAGUCAUUAGGAGAUGAGUUUAAAAUGAAGCUUCCUGUGAUGUUCUAACUGCUCUUAGAUUCUUUGCUUGUUAAAAAAAAAAACUGCUAACUCUCCAUCACAUUCAUCUUGUUUUUGUAGUUCUACGCUAGAAUGCUGGCAAAGCGAUUAAUUCAUGGUUUAUCCAUGUCAAUGGAUUCGGAAGAAACCAUGAUCAACAAACUAAAGGUACUGUGGCAUAAUCCAUGACAUAUCCUGACAUUUAAUCUGUGCAUACUACGAAGUGAUAGGUAGAUGGUAUUUAGUUAAUGACAAAAAAAAAGUUUGUGUUAUUUUUCUUCUCUUUAACAGCAAGCCUGCGGGUAUGAGUUCACCAGCAAGCUGCAUCGAAUGUAUACCGACAUGAGCGUCAGUGCCGAUCUCAACAAUAAGUUUAACAAUUUCAUCAAAACCCAAGAAACCAUGGUAGACCUGGGUAUUAGCUUUCAGAUCUAUGUAUUGCAGGUGAGCUUCACAUGCUACACAGCGUUUAUUAUAUGUGCGCAGUCUCCAUAUAAUACAAUGUGUUGUACCUCUUGUAGGUCUCCACAUCAUGCCCACCACAACAUUGUUUUACCUUUUCUUCUUUCAUAGUUCUUUCACAAGAUAUACGUACUGUUACUGUAUUUUGUCUUGUAUGGAAAUAUGCAAAGUAUAUUUGAGAUGCUGAAAUGUGUAUUCCAAUCUUAAAACUUAGAUUUGUGUGGAGUAAGCAUUUAUGUUUGCUUGGAUAGGGAGGGUAUGUGUAGUGAUAGAUGGAUAAAUAGAGGGAUAUAAAAAUAAAGUGUGUGUGUCUGUGUUUUUUUUUGUUUUUGGGAAGGAAUUUUGCCUUGGCGCCUGGGAUAUGUGAGCCAGUUACGUCCUAGGUGGACAACAAGCUGGGGGAUUGUGGAGUCAUGAUGUGUGUGUUUUAGGUGACCAGACCCCUUCCGUUUGCAAGGGAAUGAUUCUUUUACUUACCUUUUUUUUCCCCUACACCGUGCUGGUCUCCCCUCGCCUGGCACUGCCUCUAUGGCUGUCAAGCUUGAUGAUCUCAGCCAAUCCAAUGUUUUCCCAUAGGAUUGGCUGCAAAACGCUGCACUAAUCAGCAUCUCCUAAUAGAGAUACAUUGAAUCAAUCCAUCUCUAUGGGGAACGUUCAGCGCCUCCAUGCAGAGCGUGGAGACAUUGAAUGUAGAUGCUGCACUGGCACAGGAAGCACCUCUAGUGACUGUCACUAGCGGUGUCACUAGGAAGCAAUGUAAACACUGCAUUUUCUCUGAAAAAGCAGUGUUUACAUUGAAAAGCCUGCAGGGAUAGGCUAUAGACACCAGAACCAUUACAUUAAGCUGUAGUGAUCCUGGUGACUAUAGCGUCCCUUUAAGAAUUUUAUUUUUGUCGUUGAAUAAAAAGUUUUGUAUGUUAAAAAAAUAAAAUAAAUAAAUAAUCUGGCUCCUAGAUUCAAAGCAAAUUUGUCAAACCCUGAUCUAGCCCCCCUGCCUGCCCCUCCCCCAUCUAGUACCCCCCCUAAAUAUAGUAAAUUCUUACCUCAAUUCCAGUUUGCUGGUGCUGGCUCUGCCACUGAUCUUCCUCAUCGGCUGACAUCAUCAGAAGUGGUGAUAUCAGCCAAUCAAAAUGGUUUACCAUAGGAAAGCAUUGUAUGGGCUGAGAUUAUCAAGGAGGCAGAUCAGGGGCAGAACCAGUACAAGCCACUCACAGCCCUGGUCAAUCAGCAUCUCCUCAUAGAGAUUAAUUAAAUCAAUGUAUUUCUAUGAGGGAAGUUCAGUGUCUCCAUGCAGAGGGUGCAGCGCUGUCCCAGAAACCACCUAUAGUAGCGAUCUGAGGCAGUAAUGUAAACACUGCCUUUUCUACUCUCCAGAACAAAUACAAUAAGAUGUAGUUGUUCUGGUGACUAGUGUCCCUGUAAAGGGAUACUCCAGACCCAUAAAGCAUUUUAGCUUGCUGAAAAUCUUUGUGUGUGUCCUCUUUUUUUCAUUUUGGAAAUAGUGCAGAUUUCAAUAGAAAUUUAAAUUUUUAUAAAUUAACCUGGUUACACCGCUCUGGCUUUUCAAGCAGACAACAGAUAAUGUUACUUCCUGGUUUAGUUAGCUGAUUUGCACUGAACUUGAGGCUGCCCAGUGCAAAGACUUCUCAUUGAACUGCAUUGGGAAGUCUGUGAUUGGACAGCCACAGCUAGUCUGGGUGGGGUUAUGAUGAUAAAAUGCCUUAUUAAAUGCAUGCACAUUUUAAUUUGGGGCUCAUCUACUAAAAGUGCUUUUUAUUUAUUUUGUAUUUGGGCAGUGGAGCGUCCCUUUAAUAAAAAAAACCUUUGUUUCAACAACAGAGUUUUGUUGUUCCUAAAUGAAGCAGUACGGUAUUUUGGAUUACUGUGGUAUGGAAUAUCAUUUUGGUACACAUGUAGAAUCAUUUUUUGUGUGUGGGUGACUCUAGCUCUGUAGCAUACUUUUAGGAAGUCAAUUCUUUUACUGAUCUACCUUCUCUGUGAACGGACACCUUCAUGAUUAUCACUUUGCUGGCAGACUUGUCAGUGUGGUAGAUUGCACAUUGCUUGCCACUACUGCAGGAAGCUUCAGAGGAUAUAUGCAGUCUGUGUGUGUUACAGCAAAGAAUGUUGUGAAUGCAUCCACAGAGGGACGAGGGAGAGUCACAGUGCUUCCAAAUAGUAAAACAUUUUAUUUUAACUUCCGUCAACGAGUCUAAAAGACAUUGUGUCUCCACUGUGUUAUUACUGAUGUUAUUGGAGCUGUGAAUAUUUACAUGUUUACUGUACACGAGGUAUCCUUCUAAGAGUGUCUGGAAGUUUUGCGUUCUUUUUCAAUAAUAACUUUAUAUAAAAUUAAAAAACAGGUGCUAUUAAAGGACAAAGUUCUAAAUAUGGAGCAAUCAAUAUUUAGAACUACCCACCCAGAAUAGCACCUGUUUUGCCUUGAUAAAACCUCCCCCAUAUAUUAGCAAGUAGAGAACUUUUACUUUUCAAAUGCCGAGGUAUAAUUUGUUUGUGUAUCCCUCUCAUCCAUCCUCCCCCCAUUUUUCAUUACAUACAUUUGAGCGUCAGAUGGUUAUGUAACAGCCCCCCUUAAAUGGUUUUCAUAUGUUAAGGUAAAUCCUCUCCAGCUGUGGUUUUUGUCUAUAAAUUAGGGAUCGACCGAUAUUGAUUUUUUAGCGCCGAUACCGAUAUUCUGUGAACUUUCAGGCCGAUAGCCGAUAUAAUUUGCCGAUAUUCUGUACAUUUACCAUUUUGGAAAAUAAAAACUAUUUCUAAAGGUAAAUGCACAAAAUAUACAUGCCACAUGUAGUGGAUGCAGUGUGACAGGGGAGCUGUGUGUGUUUGUGUAGUGUGUGUGUAGUGGAUGCAGCGUGUGUUUGUGUAGUGUGUGUUGAGGAUGCAAUGUGUUUGUGUAGUGGAUGCAGUGUGUAUUUGUCGAGUGUGUGUAGUGGAUGCAGUGUGUAUUAGUGUAGUGUGUAUAUUAUGAAAGCUGUGUUUGUGUAGUGUGUGGGUAGUGUGCAUAAAGUGAAUGCUGUAUAUAGUAAAUGCAAAGUGUGUAUUUGUGUAGUGUGUGUGUAUAGUGAAUGUAGUGUGUUUAUAUAAUGCAGAGUGUGUGUGUUUGUAUACUGUGUGUAUAUAAUGCAGUGUGUUUGUGUAGUGUGCAUUAUAUAAACACACUACACAAACACACUGCAUUAUAUACACAAACUAUGCAAACACACUGCAUUAUAUACACACUCUACACACACUGCAUUAUAUACACACACAGCAUUAUAUAAACACACUACACAAACACACUGCAUUAUCACUACACUACAGUGUGUUUGUGUAGUGUGUGUAUAUAAUGCAGUGUUUGUGUGGUGUGUGUAUAUAAUACAGUGUGUGUGUGUAGUGUGUGUAUAUAAUGCAGUGCAUUUGUAUAGUGUGUGUAUAUAAUGCAGUGUGUAUUUGUGUGCAUUGUAUACACACACACUGCAUUAUAUACACACUACACAAACACACUGCAUUAUAUACAGUGUGUUUGUGUAGUGUGUGUAUAUAAUGCAGUGUGUGUAUAUAAUGCAGUGUGUGUUUGUAUAGUGUGUGUAUAUAAUGCAGUGUGUGUAUUUGUGUGCAUUGUAUACACACACACACACACUAUACACACACUGCAUUAUAUACACAGUGUGUUUGUGUAGUGUAUGUGUAUAUAAUGGAGUGUGUGUGAGGGGGCAUUUUUUUUAUUAAAUUAUUAUUUUUUAGAUUUAAUUUUUUUGUUGUUGUCCCCCCUCCCUGCUUGUUACCUGGCCAGGGAGGGGGGAUAUGACAGUCCCUGGUGGUCCAGUGGCAUUGGCUGAGCUGGGGGGGGGGGGCAGAGCAAGCACUUACCUCCCAGCAGCUCCCCAGUGCAACUCUUGCGGCCAGCGUGUCGCGCUGACGGUCGCGGGUCUCGCUAGAGUUACACUGGGAAGCUGGAGGUCCCCCCAGGACCGCCGGGCUUGUAAUGAGCCUGGCGGUCCUAGGAGGUAUUAUCGGCAAUAUCGGUAUCUGAAUUGCCGAAAAUACCGAAUAUCGGCCGAUUAUAUCGGUAAAACCGAUAAUCGGUCGAUCCCUACUAUAAAUUAUGUAAUUCCAUUGCCAAUCCUUUAAAAUUCCCAGUUGGCAUCUUUACUUCCUUCUUACAUUUUACUUUCCCAGACAAACCCAUCUUUUCAAGCAUAUUUUCCCGGUAUAAAGAAUUGUUUGAAAAGCAAUCUGUUAUUUUCACAGCAAUAUAAUUUGAAUAUCUCCCUCCACAUGUCGGGUUAAGCAUCCCAUCUAGCUGUGAAUAAAAGUAUGAGUGAGUUUGCUUUCUGGAGAUAUAAUUUAUUGUGUUUGCCUUGCAGGCAGGUGCUUGGCCUCUGACUCAGGCACCAUCUUCUACUUUUGCCAUCCCUCAGGAACUGGAGAAAAGCGUGCAAAUGGUAAGCUGGAGGUUAUGCUGGCUUCAAAAUAUAUCUUUUAAAAAUCAGGUGUAGAUUGAAGGUGUUUGAUAAAUGAUCUGGCUUUCUGAGGAUAAUGGCAUUUCUUAUUCAUCAGCCUUUUUGUAUGUAACACCUGGUAGGCUAGAAUGGGUAAAGUAUUACAGAAUUGAAAUCUGUUAAGAGAUGCACAUGGUAGGGGAAUAUUCACCAAUACAAUAAGUCAUCAUGAUAGGGUUAACUAGCACUGAGAUCGCUUGGGAAUAAUACCCAAAUAAUGUAUCAAUUUGUUCAAAAAUAAGACAUACGCAGCAAAGGGGUUAAAAAUAUAAACAACUCCCGUCUACUUGCUGUGUUUUAUUUUCUCACACAUUAUGGUGUGAUAGAAUAAGGGGGUCAUUAAACUAAACCCUCCUGACUUACGGGAGUCCAGGAGACUCAGUUUGAUUUUUAUUUAUAGAUUUAUUUGUAUACAUUUACCUUAUAUUUGCUAAUAAGGCAUUGGCAAAAUCUUAGACUGAAAAAUAGUGACAUUGGAGAAUAUUUCCUAUUUCAAAUAUUUCCCAUUUGAAAUAGCUAUUUGUUAGCUUAAAAUUUGCAAGGCACCAUACCAUUUGUAUAGUUUCUCGAAUUCUAAAUCAGGCUGUCAGGCAGCGUUUGGAACUGCGCCUGGCUGGCAGGAUGCAUAGUUUGCUGAUAUGGAGGGACUGGCAAGGGCUGCUUCCCUGUGCGAGCUCUUGGAAGUCUAAAAACUGUUUGUCUGCGAUGACUGGCACCACACCAGGUAUCACAGCGAGUUGGAAUAAGGAGUACUGCUUGCAUUUCCCUCCAACUCAUAGCUUUUGGUGAGAGGGCUUGUAAGCAGAACUACAAACUUUACUUUAAAGCCUUGUAUUGUUUGUUUAAAAAGUUAGAUAAACAGAAAAAAGUCUUCUUGUAUCAUACCUUGCCAUCACAUCCAUAAGCUAAAGUGGUUAUGGUACGUAGAGUGUUCUUUUGAUUGUCCACAAUAAUGGUUAGGUGAAUAAGCUGUACAGAGUUCUCAAGUUGAUUACCCUAUGGCAAACCAUGUUACGUUAGUCUUUUAGCUGGUAUAGGUAAAGUUAAUGCCAGGACUGGACUCUGAGUGCUUCAUUACUGUGCCCAACUUAUGGAUAGGUUAUUAAUGCAAUCUUAAAAUUUCAAAAGCUGCAGUUUAUUAGUUUCAGGGACUGUAAAUCUUUAACAGUCACUGGAAUCCAAACCAUUGCAGUUCUAAACAACUUCCUGUAAUGCUGAUUGGGUAAGCUCGAAGUGGCAUGGAAUAUAUAUAUAUAUAUAUAUAUUUUUAGAUCUCUUAUUGCUGCCAGACUGGAUCAGAUUAUUAGAUGGCUAUUCCAAUAAACACAUCCAUGUUGCACAAUAUUUGUGUAUUAUUGAUGAAGGUUAAGUUUAUUGGAAAUGGGCUACAUAAAAGAAUAACUAGAGAAUAAUGUGCCAGUCUAAUGACCUAAAAUAAUAAGAUUUAUGCUGCAGACAAACACAAGCUUGCUAUGGAUCCCUGGAAAAAAAUUGGGAAAAGCAGCCGAAAUGUGGUUGUGUAGAUUAGAUGUAUAAUCUUAAAGGGGUACUGUCACUUCUUAAUAUUAUGUUUACUUAUUACUACUUUUGAUAAAUAUGUUUUUGUGAGAUGUAGAAACCCAAACUCCGUAGACUGCAACUAAGUGCCUCCUUCGUUCAAUCGUUGUUAUAAGUUCUGUCAUUUGCACCUGUAAGCCAGUAUAGAGAAAGCUUAUAGAGAAGAGGAGAAAUGAAACCGUGUUUCUCUUUCUCCUCGUCAUUAGGGUUGUGUAAACCUGACUUUGCUUUGUCUGAACUGGAUUAGGAUGUUGUGUGCUAUAUCUUUUAUUUGAACAAAAAAAAAAUGUAGAUGUUAAAAAAGCAUUUUGUAUAAAAGAGUUUCAAUGGCAAUGUCACAGCUCACGGGCAGGGCCCUCUUUAUCUUGUGUAUAUUAUCCCAUUUUAUUUUUUAUUUUUGUUUUAUUCCCCCAAUUGUACAGACUAUGUUGGCGCUUUAAUAAUAAUGACACAAAUUAUAGGUAAUUUUUCAAGGAUUCUCUUCAACAGUAUACAUUUCAGAAAAGUGACCAUUCCCCUUUAAAGGCUAUGGCUUUUACAAUUGUGCAAAGUAUUCUAAUUGUAGAAUGAUAAAUUCUGAUGUGUAGCAGAGAGAUUCUGAGUACCAUUGAUUUAACAUAGUUGUGAAUCUUUUAUGGGGAAUCCUGAAAAACAUCUAACUCCUUGAAGGCAUCUCUAAACAGUAACAGCAUGUUCCGAAACACAAGUUAUUGCUUAAACUAAGGAAAUGCUUCAUUAUAGGGGAAUUUGCCUCUAACUGUCAUUAUAUCAUUUAUGUGCUAGCGACUUUAAGAGAAACUAUAACUUUCUAGAGGGGAUUCUGUUGAAAUGAUCACUGUUUACCGUUUGAUGGUGUUGACAAAUGCAAGAAAAACAUGCACUCUUUUCUUACAAUUCUCUGGUACAGUUAAGUAGUAAAAUUGCUUUCUGAAAAGGCACAUAUAUGGCAUUAUAACUCACCAUCAUUGUACUUAUUUUCCUUUAAUAUUAUUUUAAACUUGAGUCUGAUUUUAAAGGUAUUAGGUAGACUGAAAUUCAGCAACAUUUCUGAUUGAUGGAUACUCUGGGGGUCAGUUUAUUGGCAUCAUUGGUACAAUCGACAUUGAAUUUAAGAGCACAUAUAAAAUUGCAAGUAUAAAUCGGUAUGGCUACAAGGAAGUGUGUAAUUGCUGCCGAGUGGGGGCCGAGCUAUAAGAAGCCAGGGACUCUCUCAAAAAUGGUUUAACGCUGAAUGAAGGGUGAGAAAAUGUAUACUGUUGAAGAGAAUCCAAGCACUUUAACCAAUUUAAUGAGAUGGAAUGGCUGUAGUGCCUACAGCGGUGAGACGUUCAAAUGGAAUAUAGAAUAAAGGAUGGCUUUAUAUUGUAAAGAGCAUCUGCAGGGAGAGAGGAAUUUUAAACAUUUAUUGGGAUGAAUUCCCUGAGGAACUCAAGUACAGAAAGUGGAUGUUUUGUAUUUACCCUUUCAUAUGCCCCUUUAGUAUUCCAGUUUAUCUGUGCAGUGUAAAAGUAGUAUAGGAAGUUUAGAAGGCUCACUCACACGUGUUAUUUAAAGGGACACUCCGGGCACCCAGACCACUUCUGCCCAUUACCUUGCAGGGUUUAGUCCUCCUCUAGUAGCUGUCUAUAAGACAGCCAUUAGAGGGACAUCCGUGUCCCGUUGUCAUGGCACAGCCCUGCAAGGCGUGGCCGCCCCUUUAAGAGACCUGGCUGGAUUUGAACUCACAGCUCCAGCAUCCCAGUCAGGUUCUCUACCAUGAUAUCCACCAGGGGGCAGUUUUUGUUUGCCUUCUUCUGCUUUCUGACCCCUUGCCUGUAUUAAGCAGUGCUCAUCCACCUGCAGCCCUUUUCCAAUUAGGGUCAGCUGCACCUAAUUAGCAGGCUGUAAAAGCCAGCCCUGCCGGAGACCGAGUAUCUGGUCAUUUUGCCUGUUUGGUGUUUCCUGCCGGAUCUUUGCUACGUUACUGACUGAUUUCCUGGACUCUGACCUCUUCCUGAUUUACUGACUUCGUUACUCAGCUGCCAGCCCUGACUUCUGCUUCUCGUCUGACCCUGCCUUUUGAUUUCCCCUUAAUCUGUACUGCGCUUCUGGUUUUUACCUCCUUCCUGUGACAUCUCCUGCAAAUGGGCUCCAACUCCUGGUAAACUGUUUCAUAAGUCCCCAGGUGACUGUUACACCCGUUAACGUGUUCUAUUAAACGACGCUGGACGUCCUCACGCUUGAUUGAAUAAUGCUUUCCCAUGGGGAGUUCUAAUGUGCGCAGGUGGCCAUUGCCGCACAUGUUCAUUAGGUCUCCCCCGCUGGCUGACUUAGGUGGGGGAGGAGUCUGACCCAGCGCCGAGGGACAUCGGCGCUGGAUUCAGGUAAGUCACUGAAGGGGUUUUAACCCCUUCAGCAACGUGGGAUGGGGGGCGGCAGGGAGAGGGGCACUGCAUAUGUUUUCCUGGCACUAGAGGGUCCCUUAAAAACCUCCACCACUUCUGUGUAUUUUCUAAUAGUAAUCCCUGGAGUUUGAAUACACCACAUACAAAUCACUAACAUUUUUAAUAUAAAAAUCCUAGCUUUGAGAAACCUGAUUUAAAAUAGUGAUGAAUGAUGACAGCUGCUAGAUUUGAUAUUUAUUGAAUGAUUUCCCAAUAUACAGUACAAGUUCCAAAGACCUCUAAUACUUAAAUGGUAAAGUUGCCAGACUUGUGCUAUUUUUUAAUAACUUGUCGUCUUAAUAUUAAGCUGGCCAUUCAUCAAGUAAUUUAGUUACGUUUUGGCAUUUCAAACACUUCAAACUGUAUUUAGUGUCUCCAUAAACUGAAAGUAUUGCAAAACACAGUCUCGCAUACUGUCUCACAGGACGACCCCCUGUAUGUGCUGCCUACAUAAUGUCUUUUUUAAUUUGUUAAAGACCCAUUAACAUCCCUGCAGGGAACAAUCACAGGUUUAGAUUCAUUCCAGAUGUGUCUUAAUGAAGUGCUUACUAUUCUGCUUCACCCUGCUUAUCCACUCAGAACUACAAUAUAUAACAGAAAUGGUAAUGUGCAUAAACUUGUAUAUAUGGGUUCAAACCUGUAUCUUUUAAAUAUCCAGUGACACAAUUGCAGAUACCAUUCCGGAGGUGUUAAUGUUUAUAAAGUGUUCAUCGGCAGCCUCCUCAGGAAGACAUGCUUUAUUCUCCCAUAUAACAUCAAUAAACAUGUUUUGCUUUUUUUUGUGAUGCAUUGCAGUAACUAUAUUGUCUACGCAUUCACAUCAACUACCUGUUAGAAACUGUGGCCGAUAGAAAUCUCUGAUCAUAUUUUUGAUACAGCCACAAUUCCUGUGGUGUUUCAGAGGAAGUACUGUCAGAGGUAAUUAUUAUAUAUAAAGCGCCAACAAACCGCGCUGUUCAGAAGGUGGACUAACACACAAGUUCCAGCAAGACAUGUUGGACGUACAGGUACUGAAGGUGCUGAGUGCCCUGCUCAAACAAGCUUCCAUUUCUUGGCUAAUGGGCUAAAAUGGCACAAAAAGUGAGGACAAGAUGCAUUUCAUGUAUGAGAAUAGUAGGUUGCUAUAAGAUUUUACUUCAAAGGCUUGGUUCUUUUUAACUGACACAGUUGCAGCAGGGAAAGCAAGGUGGGUUAGUGAGGUGUGAGGAGGGAAAGCUAUUAACCAUUUAAUUGCAAUGCCUGCUUUAAGAAGUGAGUUUUCAGUGAUCAUUUAUUAUAGUGAAGGAAUUGAGGCUGGGUAAGAACAGGGAAAUUAGUUCCUUAGGAACGGCACAGCACACUUCUUUCUUCUGUAUUCCUAAUGAUCUGGUCAGUGCUACAGGUAUUUGUAUACCUCCUUCCCCAUGUGCAAAAAACGAAUUAAAUUCACUGAAAUUCCAACCCAGUAAAAAGAUAUACUGAGAAAUAAUAGGGGCUACUUUGUCUGUGUUUUACCUACGGCUGAUACUUCUAGACAUUGUGGGGUGCUACUGCUGUCAACAGUGACAGCUGCAGGGAAUUGGUUCGGUGUAUGGAUGAUCCCGCAAUCUCGUGCAUUAAAUUGAUGCUCUCCUAUGGGAAUUUUACUGACACUAGAUGUCCUCAUAGAGGGCUUAAAGGACGUCCAACAUCAGUUAGGUGACCAAAAGAUGCCUAGCAAGCACCUCUAGUGGCUGUCUGGUAGGCAGCUACUAGAGGCUGUCUAAAAGCUGCAAUGCAAAUAUUGCAGUUUCUCUAAAACUGCAAUGUUUUACAUUGCAGCACUAAGGGCAAUAGGGACACUGUACCCAUAUCACUUUAAUGAACUAAAGUGGUCUGCAUGGCUAUAGUGUCCCUUAACUCUUGGUUUUGAGCUGGAACAAUGCUUAAAGCGACACUCACCUGGAAAUCCACACAUCUGUUUAGUUUUUAUUAAUAAGCAAUUCUCAGACCCACAGUAACACUGAGUAAUAAAGACAGCAGAGAACAUUGUCAGCAGCCAAUCAGAAUCUCACUUCCCAUUAUGUCGUAAACUGGAACUGUUUCUUAGAAUUCUCUGUGCCAAACAUGGCCAAAGUUAUCUCGAAAUGCUGGAAGUUUUUUAUGCUGUACAGAUUUUUAAACCUGAUCUACAGGACAUGUAGGGAAUUUGAUGGUACAUAGACUACUUCUAAUAAGAGAACCACUUUAAUGUUUGAACACGUGCUCCUCAUCUAAGAUAUGCUUAUUUGCCCAUUACCUUCUUUACAGAUAGGUUAUAGAAUGUCACUUGCCAUGUUGGCCAGUUCUGGCUUCUCUAUACUGGGCUCCCAGUACCCCAGCCACUCUCAUACACCAGCUGGUGAAAUAGUGAUGGUGUUUGUAAUAUGGAAGCAUCUUGUGGUGGGAGCUAAACCCACUAUAUUUUGUGUCUGCUCUUAAAAAAACAUGCUUCUUGAAUAGAAAGAAAACGUAGUUAAAAAAAUACCUAUAAAUGUUCUUUUAACCCCUUAAGGACCAAACUUCUGGAAAAGGGAAUCAUGACAUGUCACACAUGUCAUGUGUUCUUGAGGGGUUAAUCAGUGCUGUGUCGUGAGAUUUGUCCUUAUUCUAAUUUGGUCUUUCUCCCAUUUUGUUUCCCAGUUUGAAUUAUUUUACAACCAGCAUUUCAGUGGCAGAAAGCUGACGUGGCUGCACUAUCUAUGUACAGGUAAUGGAAAGCAUCAGUAUAGAGACUUACUUAACUUUUUCAUGUUUGUGAAUAGGUAUAAGCUUGCAAAACUAACUUAUGUGCACAUAACUCACCACUUACACAUAUAUAUACAAAAGGACAAUUACUCACACACAUAGACAUACAUGUAUAACUUGCCAGUAACGCAAUCACCAGUAUUGCAGUAUAUAUGGGUCGGCACGCACUCCAAAAUCGGACUACCACAGUGCCACCAAAUCAGAGUUGUCCACUCUCAUUAAGCAGGAAGGACUCUUCACAAGUGAACAAUCCAAAAGCAGAUUUAUUGGACAAGGUAAGAUAGCCUUUCUCAAGCCAACAAGAAAACAAACUAGCAUGGUGUAUAUAGCAUUCAAAUGUAUAAUUGUAAUUGCAAAAACGAUCAAUACCCUGUGCAAAUUUAGUUAGAACGUGUGCAGCAUCAUUUAGACACAAUGAUGACGAAAUAUUAUCAGUGGACAUACAUUCAAAUCAUUAAAGUGCAAAUAACAGAAUAAUAGGACAAUGUCACAAAAAUAUCCGUGUAAAUCAAUAAAAAAAAAAAAGCCCCCUUUAUGGAGAAUAUCCAAACGAGGGUGGGCAGUACGAGUGGUUACCCUCAACUCUUGGCAUGAACCCUACUAAUACGAAUACUUGUAGUAAUGUAUAAAACAAAAAUCAGGGAAAAUCUCUCUGGAGAAAUCCGUCUUAAGUAAAAAAAGAUAAUUGGUUAAAAAAUUUAACUAACAACAUAUAACCAUAGAUGAGGAGGAUAACUAUAUAUUCACUAGAAAUUGGUAAUCGGUAUGUUUGUGAUGGGUAAACCAACCGGCUUUUUUUAUUUUAUUUUACAAAAAUGUAUUAACCAUACCUAGUGUAAAAGCAUAGAAAAGUCUAUUGCUUAUUAUCCAAGUGAUAUAUUAAAACAUAUAUUCUCUCAAGUUACCAAUGUCUAUAUAACAUGGGACUGUUUACUGAAAAGAGCCCCUUAUAAUAUAGUCCCAGUUAGACCUGAAAGAGGUGCGCUUAUGUCGACAGACAUUAGAUGAAAAAGACAAAUAAGGGAGAGACUCCCUAAGAUGUUAAAGGGUUAGAAUAGGAGAAAAAAGAUUUAUAUGGAGGAGUAAAACGCACGUAAUUAUAAGACCUAUAUCUUAACACAGGUCAAUAAAACGUUAGUACAGGACAAUAUCUACUGUGUAAAUAUAUCAUAAAUUUACCCUAAGUGGAAUAGAGAAGGGUAGUGUAUAGUGAAAGGUACAGAAUCUUAACCUCUUAAUAUCACAAAAAAUAUUUUGAUGAAUUUUCUAAUACUUUAUUAAGCCCAAAGAUAAUAUAGCCUUGAACGCGUAUUCCAAUUGGCCAUGUUUGGUGACGUGUUACUUUGUGUUCUUCUUAGCUUGAGAAAGGUUCAUUUGAACUAAAACAUUGCUUUGUCCAAUAAAUUUACUUGUGAAUCGUUCACGUGCCCGGUCCUUUCAGUUUUUAUGCAAUAAACCGUCACCAUGCAUUCAUACACACUAAUACAGAUAUACAAACAUUUUACGUACAGAUGCACAUAAACUUACGGAAACCGCUUUCACACUCCUGUUGAACUCCCUGGUUUAAAUUCAGGCAGAGCUACAGGAUGAUGUGACGUCAUCUUUUAUUUGGUAUUGUGCGUGUAAGUGAGAGGGAGCUGGGAAAGCUCUUUCCUGCAUUAUCAUACAGAGACAGCUAGCUCCCGCACGAAUGCCCGGGACAACGUGGAGAUCUUCCUUUUCGAUUCGCCUAUAACUGACUAAGGCCCUUGCUGGUGGUGAACACAAUAGCAGUUCCAAUACCUGGACAGAACAUGGAUAGAAACCCAGGGCUAACCCAAAGCCAGAGACCUUCACAGUCUGUUUGGAUUUAAGUAGAAAUGAGACAUAGACUAUAGUAUGGGUCAAAGCCACCUUUCCAUAGGGCAUACAGUACAUUGGAGCAUACCAAGAUGUGUGUGGGAAGUGUAGGAAAGCUGAAAUCUGAGCUUAUGUCAGGAAGCCAUAGAUAAACAAGCCAGGAUCAUAAGACCAUGCGUGUAUAUAGCCACCACAGACAGGGGAUAAGCGACAGGGGAUUUAAUAGAGAAUGAUACACGCACUCCUCUAAAACAAAUACAUCUAUUUAUAUAUUUAGAUAAAUACUGUUUUUAGGGAUCAACAUAAAUUUUUGGGGAUUAACUUUUCCUGAAGUUUAUAACUCUAAUAUAUUGUAACUUGCAUUAGGCAUUUAUUACCAGGAAAUGUUAUUCCUUCGUCUAAUGCAUUUCGGCUGCAUAUUUGUUUUAAUAAGCGGUGUUAGAGGCAGCAUUCUGAGCGCACAGAGCUGGAGUCCCACUGUGACCAUAAUAUAAGAGAGCCUGAGGUUUGAAACACAUGUUGACAUAAACAAAUCUCUCGCACAAAUUUCAUGUGAUCACUCAAAAUAUUUCAACAAUAACAGACAGUCAUAACCCAGCAUGUGUUACUGAAACGUAGCAAGUAGAUUACUCACUUUUAUAAUAUUAUAAAAUUAGUUUUUACUGCUUCUGUGAGUCUUUUUCUGUUCGUUUUAGAGAAAUAAAACAAUCAAAAAUCUGACUAAAGGCACCCAUUUACUUGCGGUUUUGAAGAUAUGAGAUUUGUGUGGGGAAGGGGGUUAUUCUAUUGAUAUGACUAUUUUAAGGUUAUUGUUGUGUAAAUGUUAAUAUUGUAACUGUAUAGACCUCCCUCCUGGUGACUGUCACUGGCAAUAUCUGAGUGUUAAUGAGCUUUCUGUGGUUAAGCCUUUAGCCCUUUUAAAAGUGCCACUUGGGUGUUAACUGACCUCAGCAUCAUUCAUGUUACAUAGUUUAAAACCAAACUAAGAGUCUAGGUUAAUUUCAUCUCUGCAUUUACACAAUCGUAUACCCUGAAAACAGAAUUAAAUGAAUAUUAUGCAAAAUAAAAAUCUCUGAACAAAAGCUAUCUGGGCAUGAAUAGUGUCUUGCCUAAUUAAAAUAAUGAGUGAAGGACAGCCUUUCUGUUGUACUCCAAAUACUACAUCCCAAUAGCAGAGUUUUUUUUUUUUUUUUAUAUUUUUUUUUUUUUUAUUGUACUGGCAUGACCAAAUAUCCCCACCGGACAACCAUGUUUUACAAAAAAUGUUUUUUAAUGGUUAUUAUUUUCAAAGUUAUACAUAAUAUAAGUAGAGACUACUUUUUUUACGUAUACCCUGCAGGUUGACAAAAGGCAGAGCUUUAGCCAAGCUCCACGUCCUUUGUCAGUUUUGUCAUUGGACAUUAAGCUCUUGGUCACAUCCUUCCAGCAUAGUGUCACUUCCUACAGCAUCGCGUCAUUGAUUGUGUUGACUCUCACGCAGUCCUGGUAUACUGGACAUGUGUGUGACUUCACAUGCACACCCUUGGGAGAGCAGAGGCAGGAAUUUCCAGCGGCUGCCAUCUUGUAAAACACUAAGAUGGCUUUACAUGAAGACUUGGCUUUAAAAACAGUGAUUUUUUUUUUUUUUUUUUUACUUUACAGAAACAUCAAAUAUUUAUAGUAAAAUAUAUAUAUUUGUGUUUUUGACAUUCAACAAAGGUAAUACAGUAUGCUUUGUAAUUAGGCAUUUGUAAAUUGUUGGCGAUGUAAAAAUCUUCAUUUGUUUCUCUUAAAACUAGGUGAGGUGAAAAUGAAUUACCUUUGCAAACCAUAUGUAGCCAUGGUGACCACGUACCAAAUGGCUGUCCUGCUUGCCUUCAAUAAUAGUGAGACUGUCACUUACAAAGAGCUUCAAGACAGCACACAGAUGAAUGAGAAAGAGUUAACAAAAACAAUAAAAUCUCUGCUCGACGUGAAGAUGAUCAACCACGAUUGUGACAAGGUAGGGGUGACGGUAACACCUAUGUCUGAUGUGAGAAUGUACGUACCGGUAAGGAAGAUCGCAUCACGGCUUACUCCAAAAAGGGACAUUUACUGUAACAUUACUACACUUUCAUGAUUCGCAGGUCCCAAUGGAGUCACAGGAGGACUUUAUUGAUACUCCAACAAUAGAGACAGUAAUAGGGCAGUAACACGUUCCACCAAUCUGAUAGUAUCAAUGAGUAUCUGCAGUAUUGUAUUGUAGGGUUUGUAUUUGUAAUGCACUUGUUUUACUCCGUAACUACACUAUUGCUAUACCUUCUCUCUCGCUCUUUCCGAGCUAGUCACUAUUCCCUUUUUCUAUGCUUUUUCUCCCGUCCCUCAUAUUUCUUUCUCUUGUUUUUCUUAUUUUCACCGUGGGUCUAUCGAAACGUAGCUACUUUCUACCUUCUGAACAGAUAAUCAUUGUUAUAGUGUUGUCUAUAUUUAUUAUAAAAAUUAAUUACAUAAAAAAGAAAACAUGAUACAAACAAAAACCCAAAAGCUGGAAAACACAUUGUUAAAUGCUGCCAUGUUAGGUAAAAUCUGUUCACUUUCUAAGCGUAUAGGAAGGUGUUCCAAUGUUUUGUGCAGUUUUACAAUAAUGGAGGAUUUUUCCGAUUGUAUAAACCAUACACAGAAAUAAUUACGCAUAUUAAAUUAUUAAUUUGAACAUUUGUAGGCUAUAAUAUUUCACAUCUAUGUGGCAGUGACUGAUGUUUAGAUGUUUCUGGGUUUUUAGAUGCUUAAACUGUUCAACAAAAAUAAACGCGAUAGAUCGGCACAGUUUUCUUUGCAUAAGGUGUAGCUGUGAGCAAACAAGUACACAUCUGCUUACAGGGAAUAUAAAGUAUCACAAACUACUAGAAAAACUGUCAGUGCAGAUACGCUCCUAUGUCUUGUUUUAUCCAUGCUGUCUGUGUUGUAGAUACAAUAAAUAGGACUGUAUGUGGUAUAUAAUCUCAUUUCUGACAACCUGAACAAUGCAUAUGUGCGCUUCUGAAAUUGGCAAAUUUAAAUAUAAUGUGCUUCUACAUAAAAUGCAAGUUUCGUCUUUUAAAGAACAGUCUCUGUUUUUCAUGUAGGAAGAUGUAGAUGGAGACUCAACAUUUUCAUUAAAUAUGAGUUUCAGCAGUAAAAGAACAAAGUUUAAAAUCACUACACCUAUGCAGAAGGACACGCCACAGGUAAGAUCCGUGAAUGAAUCAGGGUGUUUGUGUAUUACUCAUAAUUUUUGAAGAGUUUGAGACUCUGUAUUAAAGAGGUGCAACAAGCGCCUGUAGAACUGCCUAUAGCAUGUCCACAUUUUUCCCCAAGUUCCGCCUUGGAUAUGUUAGGGAUGCACAACAGUACAUUAUAGUAUUAUUUUACUUAAAGUUUAUGUGUCUCAGUCCUCAAUGCCCUGGAUGUUUAUUUCUAAGAAAAGCACAAUCAUUCACUUGGGAACAUUUUGUCUGCUGGCCCUGCUUCCACAGUCUACAAGUAGGCUGAGUCAAUCUAAGGGUUGUCUUGUUUUUUUUUUUGUUUUUUUUUAAUCUGCAACCAAUGGAAAGCUGGUAAACCGCAAUUCAUGUAUUUCCUUGAAGGCCUAGCAGUGGACAUGCGAAACUCAGGACUCAAUCCAGCAAUCUGACAAUUAUUACAAUUAUUAUAUAGCGCCAGCAUAUUCCGCAGCGCUGUACAUAAGUUAAACAAAGCAAACACUAAAUACCAACAAAAGGUAAUUGGCAUACUGAAAGCAGCCCAAAUGAGCUCACAAUCUGAAAUAUGGUCCCUGAAUUUCAACUUGGCAAAAGUCGAUUAUUGAUUUUCCAGCUCAUAGCAGGUUGCUAAUCUGUGCAGUGUUCCGGUAUCUACGAGCUGGGAAAUAAAAUCUUACCAAAACCUGCACAUGCUUGCUGGGUAAAGACUAUUCGAAACCACACUUCCAGUGUACUAAUAAUUCCAUAUCUCCAACAGUUUUCUUUUGUUUGUUUUUUUGAAAAAUAUAUAAUUACGUUAGCUGCCAAUAAAAAAAAAAAAAAAGCGGUUACCAGCCUUAUUUUUUCAUGUUAAAUGCAGGAAUUUAUUUGCUUAAAUGGCAAACUGCAGUGAAUUCAAAACUCAACUGCUAAAAUAGCUGAAAGUUUUGCAAAUCAUAUUUCCAUUUACUGCAGCUCACUACUUACUGAAUGCAACCCACUGAUUGCACAGUAAAGAUUUGUAAAGAUUUGUCACUGAGAUGCAGGUUAUCGAAAGGGAAGUACAUGGGUUUUUUUUUUUUUAGUGUGUAGUUUAGUAGAGCGUGUGUAAGCCAGUAGCUUGCAAGGCAAAAACAAAACUAGCUUAUUUCAUGCAAGUACAUCACUAAAGUUGGUGGACCUGAAAAUUGUCCUUCAAGGGUUUUUUGACAAAAAUGGUUGACAUAGCUUGACAAUUGAUUUUCAAAAGGAACAAAACAGGAUUGUAAAAAAGCUUUUAAAACUCUCCAUUUUCAGUUAUUAUAGGCAGGUACUAUGCAUAAAACAGCUCACUUUCAAUGACUCAAUCCAUUGUCCGUUUGUUCACAUGAAUGAAAGAACACACUUGCGACAGAAUAAAAGCAGCACAUUAGAAGAGAAAAGGGACACUAUGCAUGAUUGCACGAGCAAAGAAAGUUCCCUGUGUGUAAUACAGGUUUCUGGGAGUGACCGAUUAGCAUUUGUAGAUAGAUGCAACAAAAAAGAAAACACUGUGCUGUAUUGCAUCUUCACUCAUGGCAUCAUCUCCUGCGUUUGCAACCUCCUCUAUGGAGUGCAAUAAAAUUCAAGAUUGACUGAAAUAACAUUUUAUAUAGAAAAGAAAAUUAGACAUUUGGAACAAAAAAUAGUCACCCUCCUAGUGAAGGACUCAUUUUGGCAUGAAUUGGUCCAUUAUAAAUUAAAUAUGGUUGGUUAUGGUGGUCACAUUUAGGAUGCCAUUCAGGAGCCCAGCAGACACAACUUCCUUCCUUAGCCAGUUCAGUCCUCCUACCAAUCUGACCUCCCAUUAUUCCCAUUAAUCAGUUAAUCAUGCAUUUGACGGAUCAGUGAAAGCCCCUCUUGUCACAGUCUAUGCUUUUCUUGUGUUGGAAGUAUUGGAGUAAGAAUCCACCCCUCCAUCAUCCUUACGAUUAUCGCGAUUGUGUUUUGCAUUGUAUUGUUGUCUGCAACCUAAACCAAAAAAGAAAGUAACAAAAUAUGUAACUUCACAAAUGCGUGUUUCUCCUCUCCAAACACUGCCAUGGCUAUUUCUAAGUGAAACAAAUGUUCAGAACAAAUUAAUUCUUUAAAAAGCGACUUAUGACCCCAGUUUUUUAGGAUCCUUUAAGGAUAAUUCAGCCUCUACUUCAGGAUAGCAUCCACUGGGGUCAGUGUAGCUUGAUCUAUAACCAUCCAGCUGGGAGGAUUUAAACUAAUUGAUGUUAAUUAGCACAUGAAUACUCGUCCAAAUACGCUCGUGAUUUGGUAUUUGGAUUAGACAGAUGUGAUCACUUAUUUAGCCAUUUCAAAUAUGCUUCUCAAACCAACUUACAUUUAGAAGGAACUUUUAGGAAGGGUUGUUUUUUUUUUUUUUUCAUUUAUUAAACUUAACACUAAACUUAUUUGCCAACAGUCAUUUUUGUUUUUGCAUGCUUGUUUGGGUACAGCACUAAAGUUUGAAGAAAGUAAACUCAGAAUUUUAAAGUCCUGUAACCUAUAUAAAGUCCCAUCUUUUUUGGUUUGUUUUUAAGCAUUUGGUUGCAUUACUUAUAUUAAGCAAUUUAAUAUUGGGGACAUCGUCAGCCUAAAGUGUUUUAUGGUAUUAAAGGGACAAUCCAGACUUGACUUUUUUUUUUUUCAUUUUAAUUUUACAAAAAGUGCAGAUUUCAAAUGAAAUUGGCACUUUCAUAAAUUAACCUUGCUACACUCUCCGGCUGUCAAUCGGACAACUGGUUCUGUUACUUCCUGGUUUGGUUAGUUAAGGGGAGCUAACCUCGAGAGUCAGUAACUGCCCAGAGCACAUGCCUUGUAAAGCUGCAUUGGGAAGCCUGUGAUUGGAUAGCCACAGAAAGUCUGGGCUGUGUUAGAAAGGGAGGGCUAGCAAAGGCUUCAGGGAAGUUAUGUACAACUUUAUUAAGCUGUUUUUACAUAUAGCUCAAAUGGAAAAAAAUGCAUUAUUAAAUGCAUACAUACAUGUUUUCAUUGGGGUUAUAUCUAUUAAACAGGGCUUUUUAAAAUGUAUUUAUUUGCACAGUGUGGUGUCACUUUAAGGCAGUCAUGCUCCUCCUGCUGGGGACAAUUCCUUAGUGUCCCCAGAAGCAGGGCACCAGGUGACAAAUCCAGGACAACACAUUUAUUUUAUUUGGGCAGGGGAUUAUGUCUUUAAAGUGACACUAUAGUCACCAAAUUAACUUUAAUUUAAUCAUGCUCCUGCAGUCUCACUGUUGAUUCUUUGCCAUAGUUAAUGGGUUAAAUGAAGUUGGUUAUACAGCCUUAGUCACACCUCCCUGCAUAUGAACUAUAGUCUUCCAAAACACUUCCUGUUAAGAGAGAUCUCAUGUUAAGACUUCCUUUAAAGCACAAUCUGUUUAAUAAAGAAUAUAUCUCUUGCCCUGUUAAUAGCUUGCUUGACCUUACAUGAUUGUCCUGUCUGUGAUUAAAGUGCAAUUUACGGAGCAUGAGUUAAAAACUUCUAAAUUAAGUUAACAUCUGAUUGAAAAUGAAACAUUUUUAAAAAAAAACUUUUUACAUGCAGUCUCUGUGAGGUGUGGCUAGGGCAGCAUGAAUAGAUACAAAGGUUCUCCAACUCCUAAAUGGUAAAGAAGUGAGCAGUGAAACUUCAGAGACAUGAUCUAUACACAUAAAACAACAUCAUUAAGCUAAAGUUGUUUUGGUUAUCAGUGUCCCUUUAAGCAAUAGAUUGCUAUAUUGCUUGCGUUUCCAUUCGUUUUGACCUAACGUAAUACCUAACACCAUAAAAGAUGCCAUAAGGAAUAGCAAGCUAUAUGUUGUGUCUCAAUUAGUUUGGUAAACAGUUGUAUGGGUUCUCUUUCCUCUUUGUUAUGUACCAUAUGUUUGUGGCUUUAUACUUUCUUGCACUAUAUAAGUCUGCACUGUGGUGUGAUUUGUAUUCAGGGUAGAGUUUUAAAAUCUGAUCUGCUGAAAAGCUUUGACCUGAAUUGGUGAUCUCAUCUGUCUAUGAUGCCAUUUGAGCAUAGUGCUUUAUUGGGCCUUAAUACUUCAGGGUUGUUGGUUGUUUUUUUUUUUUGUUUGUUUUUUUUUAAAAUUAAUAUUAUAAUUUUAAAUUUAUUUUUUCUGGAAAUUUUACAUAUGAAAUAAUAUUUUUUAAAUGGCUUUCGGAGAUACCUAGUAUGGUGGGUAGAAUAUAUAUGUGUAAAGGUUUUUAUAAAAUAUAAAGAGCAGUGUUUUUUAGGAUGCAUUUGAUAUGUUUUGACCAUUUUUGUGCCACCAUUUUUUACUUUUUCUUUGGGCUACCUUACGUGCUGUGUGACCUGAGAUAAUGGUUUUUAUGUUAUUAUUGUAUUUACAGUGUAAGUUAAUAUUGGUUCAGAUAUUUUCUCAUUUACUUUUUCACUUACUACAGAGUAUGCGUUUUUAUUUAAUUUUCUUAUGCAUUUUGUAUGAUUUUGUUCUUGUAAAAUAUGUAUGAUUACAGUAUUUUUAAUGUGUUACUAUAUAUAUUAAUAGUUUGAAGGUUUUAUCAGCCACUUCCUUCCCUUUGACCCUUUCCUUUUAAUCUAUUUUUAUUUUAUAACAUGUUGCAGUAAAAAAAAUAUAUAUUUUUAUUAGAAUUUAGAUGGAAAUGACCUCUGUUAAUUUUCCAGUUCAUAUUUAUUCUAAAAUUGUAAAAUGGCCUUCUGAUAGUAUAAAUAUAAAUAAGUAUUAAGGCCUUUGUAUUGAUAGGAAUUAGCCCUUUCUUAUUCAAGAGCAGUUGAGUACACACCCCUUUAAUCAAAAUUCCUUUUAUACAUGUGGCUGUUUAGAGGUGUACCUUGUGGUUGGUAAUCUUCCUGUUUGGAUGUUUACCCAUAGUAAAUGUUAAGUAUACUUUCAAUAAAGCGUUUGCUUUUUUAUGCUGUGAAUUUUUGUGAAUGUCAGUGCGUACCGUAUUUGUUUUUUCCUUUCGAUAUUGCAGCCAAUUAAGUACCAUUUCAAAGUAUUAACAGGGCUUGUGAAACGGGCAACGCAGAUAAAUGCGAAUGGUGUUUAUGCACUGUGCCAGCCACCUAAAAUAACUUCAUCCCUCUAAUCCUUAUAGUAGAGAUGGCUAAUAUGUCACCCCCACCUUGUGUGGACAGCAGUUUCUAUGGUAAAUCUGAGAGUUGAAUGGGUUGAUACAGUUGAAUAUUAAAUCUGUUAGGGCUUUGAUACAAAUAAAAAAACAGAACUCGUCAAAGUUGACACGUGUUUGAAACGCAUGGGUCAAAUUUGCUCCUACUCAAUUUUUUUCAUCUCAUCAAGGGGUCACAACCCACCUGCGCUGACGAAUCUAUGCUUUGGAGAGGAGAAAGGCGCUUCUCUCUGGUAGGUAACUACCUAUUCUUCUUGGGAGAAAAAAAAUAUAGAGAGAAGGAUUGACAAUGUCACAUAUUAGACGAUCAUAAGACUUUAUGCCCUCCUUCCACAAACUCCAUAAAAAUGAACAUGUAAAUGCAAUAAUGCUGAAAUGCAACACAUUAUCAGAUUUAUUACUACAACGUGAAAGGAUUUUUAUUUUUAAUAGUUGUUAAUUGUGGACAACUAGCAAGGGAAUUGUACAUUUUACGCGAAAAUCGAUUACUUGUACAAUUCAACUCAUUUCCAAGUCUACUAUUUUGGUCAAACAAAUAAUACAAUUCUCUGCGCAUGAUUUGAAGUUAAGUGAACUAUCUCCGUAUAAAUUAGAACCUAGUGAGAAGUAAGGGGCAAUGUGUAUUUAAUGUCAUUAAAGUGCUUUCUUUCCACUGCCACUAUUCUACUGUUGUACAGGCAUCGGCUUUUCAAGCUUUGCUUUCAGUCGUUUUACUUUCCAAAAACAAAAGCUGUUUUUUGGAACUCUGGUUUAACCCCGUAGGAGCUGCUCUAAUGACUGAACGUCUCUUGUGUUUCAUUCCUCAGGAGGUGGAGCAGACACGAAGCGCUGUGGACGAAGACCGUAAAAUGUAUCUUCAAGCUGCUAUUGUUCGCAUUAUGAAAGCACGCAAAGUACUGCGGCACAAUGCUUUGAUACAGGAGGUGAGCGGCCAUUGCUUCUUUAACCGAUAGAUUCCUUUAGUAACAUUCAAAGUUUCUCAAUAUUAAAGCCUUAAUGUAGGCCAAUCCAUAGUUCUUGAAAAGGACGGCCAUUUUAAUGUUUUCUUGUCUUCAUCAAUGGGAAAAUGUAUAACUAUACGUUUCUUUUUUCAGGCCACAUAAUAUGCCGGGGAGGAGGGUUGCUUAUUAACUUUUGACACUAAAUUCAAGUUAGACUCGAAUAUACUCUAAUCUAAAAUCCAUUUGUGUAAUAUUGGUGUGUAGACAAUUUGUAUACGUAAUAUGUAUGUCAUUGUACCUCAUUUGUUUUUUGAGGGUGGACCUCAUUUUUUUUCCUACUGCUUAGUGAUCAUCUUCACCACUAGUUUGUAUGUUUUAGGUUCUUUGUAGCACUUUGCGUUAAGCAAAUUAAUGGGGGGGAAUAGGAUUUACAAACAGCCCACUGCUGUACCCCCACAACCCCAGUGGUAGAUUUAAAAAUAACAUUUGUGCUUUUCCACCACUGGCUUGUUCGGGCAGGACAUCAUGAGGUCCUGCAGUGUAGUAAUUGCAUAACUGGUGCAGAUUGUGAUGAGAGGACAAACUAAUGAAUAACAAAUAGUCUGUAAAGGGCACGGGGCACUGUAGAUGUACUACCAAAGCACAGACUUUCUUACUAUUCACCAUCUGAGCUGAGAUGAAGGAGGGAAAUGAACGACCUCUCUAGGCUAUAUCUGUGGAAAUCCCAGACUAAUGUUUAUUUGAUUUUAUUAACGUUCUUGUUUAACCUCAAUCAAAGUUCUAUUAUUUUUCUCUUUGGAUGGCAAAAUGGCCAACCAACGGAAAGACACACAAGGAGGGGUCUCACACAACAGUAAAGAAUAAGACGUUGUAGGUGUCCAUUUGACCGUCUUUUAUCAGAAGUAACAAUAGAUGAACAAAUAUAUCGCAGAUAAUAAAAACUAGUUCAGUAAAUACAAGAAGAAAGCGUAGCAUAUAAAGCAAGAUUAGACAUUUACAUGCCAUGAUUUAAAUGAGAAGAGGUGCAAAAGACGGGGGACAGAGGCCGAUCAAAUCAGAAGUUGCUGACCCACCAUAGGUAAUAAAUGGUUUACAUUAUGUUGACUUAUCUAUCGGCACCGCUAUAGUAAAUCUCCAUCAGAAAGCCAAAUAAAAAUGUCCGUGUGUUUAGCAAUGCUUCAGAAUUAGAUUAUUUUUUUUUCUUCUUGCUUAUUGUAUGCUUAAUUUUCAGCGUUUGCUCUUGUUUAAGAGUUUGUUCUGAUUGUGUUAGGCAUAGGGCAGUAUCCCAUGGUAAACCAUUAAAGGGACACUCCAGUGGUCUGGGUGCCAACACCCUUAACCCUGCAAGUGUAAUUAGUGCAUUUUUUUUAUAAACUGCAAUUAUUACCUUGCAGGGUUAACUCCUCCUCUAGUGACUGUCUACUAGACUGUUUCCCCUGCCGGAUGACGUGGGCGGACCCAGAAGCAGCGCAGAGGGACAUCAUUUUUGACCCCUUCAGCAACCGGGGAUGGGAGGUGGGAGGGAGAGGGGACCUGCAGUGCCAGGAAAACAAUUUGUCUUCCUAGCACUGGAGAGUCGCUUUAAUAUAACAAGGGUUCAAAGAGAAAUUCUUUACUAGUUUUAUUCUUUAACAUCUGUUUAAUCCAUUUACUCUUUAUUCGAUUAGUGGUAUUAUGUAGUGUCACACUUUUUUCCUUUACUUAGCUUGUCUUAUGACACAACUUAAGUACAAAUUGUGUUAUCCUUCAAGAACACUUGCAGGCAAAUCCGUUGCAGAGAUUCACCCUAGAUAGCCUAGUAGCUUGAGAAAUGCAUUACAUUGGAAGUUUGGUUUCAACUUGUUUUAGAAACUUGUCACUGGCCUUCAGGUGGUACAGAUCUCCCAGUGGAAUGGGGAGCACAUGGCAUAUUUUUGGUAUCUGAUUAUGUUAUCAUAAUAUAUUUAAAAUAUAACGUGCUAAUUUUGUAGGAAUUUUCCAACUCGCCUGUAGUAAUUAUUUGUAUGUUUUAGCCUAAAUGUUUCAGUUUUGUAGGCUACUUUAGCCUAAAUAUUGCAGUUUGGUUUUCCAUUCAUUGCAGGUAAGUAUUUUGUAAAUAAAACUCCAGUCCCCGUGUCUUUCCGUCUGUGCUACUUCUCUUCCUCCUGUAAGACCAGCAUGCAGCUCCAUCUAUGAGGACCAUUGGAAACCAAUUAUAUUGGAAGUUUACUAGCCGUCAUUUUCCUUCUCUUACAUGCAUGCUCUAAUACAACAACAUUUUUUUUUUUCAGCCUUCCCUAGUCUAUUGUUUUCUAUCAAAGCUGAACAAUAGGGUUUUAUUCCCUUUUCAUUUUAUAACUCACUAUAAUUUACAUUUCAUUGCACAGAAAGACAAAGACAGGGUUUUUGUACCUACACAAACAUUUAGAAAUUUCUAUUGGAUGGUUAAUGCAGUCAAUUAGAACCUGUGAAAUCUGAUCUAAAUCCAAAAGAAGCAGGUGGCAUAUUGAUAAAGAGGACUGUCCUUUCUCCAGUACGUUGUAGCCAUUGUAAUUAUAUGUAAUACAGCAUGCAGGUCAAACCAGUGCAACGGCUUCUAAUGUUUCAUGGAUGGGCAGGUGAAUGACUGGCAUGUUAGUAUACAACUCUACAAUUAGAGUCUGCAGCCUAUUGCAAUACAUUGAAAACUUAAAAUUAGAAUUAUAUAUUGUGGAAGCCAGAUUGAGUAAAAAUAAUAAUUAUAAUACCAAUAAGGAAUGCCACUAGGUAUAAAAUGUGCAGCAGUUUGUCUCAAGAAGCAUCCUGCACAUUAUGAUGUAGGAUAAUUUAUUUAAUUUGGGAAUAAAAGUGUGAAAGUUCUUGCUUUGCAGCCCCCACGCCCUUGUCUAAUAAAUCUGUGAUUGUGACGUUCUUUGUUAUAGUAAUUUGUUCUUUUAUCAUCAUACAUGUUAACAGCAGUAGGGCUGUAUGGAGCUUUCAAAACUCAUUAAGCCGGACAUUCUUUGCUGGCAUAAGGGAAAAUUGGUAAUGGUUAACUGUAGUGCCAUCAUUCAAAAUUGUUUUCCUGGCACUGUAGUGCCAUCCUUCCGUGGGGCCUCUUCCUUCUAUCACUUACCUGAUUCCAGCACCGAUGUCCCUCUGUGCUGGUUCAGGCUCCGCCUCUGCUCCUCCCCUGCUGACAUCAGCUUGAGGGGUCCUAAUGCGCUCAGUUUAGGUCCUCCUUCAUAGGAAAGAAUUAUACAAAGCUUUCCUAUGAAGAUUAGGGUGACCCUGGAUGUCCUCAUGCAUUACUAAACUGCAGUAUUUACAUUGCAGGGUUAACGCCUACCAUACAGCCACUAGAGGGCACUUCCUGGUUUAUAGCACAGAUUUUCUGUGCUAUAGCGUCGCUGGACGUCCUCGCACUAUGUGAGGACCUUCAGCGUCGCUAAAAUCCCCAUAGAAAAAGCAUUGAAAAGCAUAUUCAAUGCUUUCCUAUGGAGAAAGCAUGCGCAAUAGAUCUCCCUUGCCGGAUGACGGCGGGGGAGGAGCGUGGGCAGACCCUGACCCAGCGCUGAGGGACAUCGGCUCUGGAUACAGGUAAGUCACUGAAGGGGUUUUAACCCCUUCAGCAACCUGGGAUGGGUGGUGGGAGGGAGAGAGGACCUGCAGUGCCAGGAAAACUGAUUGUUUUCAGGGCACUGGAGAGUCCCUUUAACACUGCAAAGUAAUUAUUGCAGUUUAUCAAAAACUGCCAUAAUUAGCAUUGCAGGGUUAAGGGGCCUGGGGUAUUGCUCCCAGAUCACUUCAAUGAGCUGCCUAUAGUGUUCCUUUAAUAACAGCUUUCAGUAACUUGCAUGAUCUGUUCUCAUUAACACAAAUACAAAAGUGUCUCUUCUUGCUAAUGCAUGCUCUUUUGUACAAAUCCCAUGAUGCUCAGCCAAAUCUGCUCUGCAACCUUUUGAGUUGCCAUCAGUGACCUAAGAUGCCAAUGUUGCAGCCCCUACAGGUGUAGUGUAGUCCAGUUUGAUCUCUAACAUGCAGAUGGAUGGAGCCUAUAAACAAAAUGUACUAAUUAAUUUUCUCUCAAAUCACAUUUGAUUUUCAGACAAAAUUGGGGCUGGCAUACAAGAUUAUUUAUUUUUUUAUUAUUAUUACAACGCAACACUAGACAUCGCCAAUCCUACUGACCUGCCUCCUUGAUCUUCUUUGCUGAAUGCACUGCAUUGGCAAAAUUCAAUACUACUCGUACUACCAUACAUAAUGAAAAGAACGAUCCAUUCUACCCAUAAAUUAUUAAUCAAGUACUUUUCCAUAGAUCAGGGAAAGUAUCGUAAACAAACCUAAACAAUUGAGGCAGUAAUAUUGGCUCCAUUGGCCACCUGUUGUUGUGACUGAAUUUGUGAAACUUUUAUUACGAUUACUUAUUUGGCCCUCUUUUUGUUCUUCGCUAUCAUUUUUGUAUUUGGAGUGACAGGUUAAACUGCAUUGUGACACUCUGAGAUAUGAUAAUGAUGUAUCAUCAAAUAAUGUUUUAGCCAUUCAGUGAUAGCCGUUCGGUAAACGAUCAGUUUUUAUACAUAGUUAGCAGUUAUGUGUUGUAACAGGGAUGACCUUAUAUCUUCCUUGUUGUUGUAUUUUGAAAGCACCAUCCUUAUCAGAAAUACAAUCUCGCUACAUUGUAAUUUUUAUUUAUCUAUGGCGUAGACUAAGCAUAUGGAUUAGAAUAAAUCCAAGUCUAGGUAAACAAACUUCUUUAUAUUCUAUUGACGUCUGACUCUCUGAGCAGAAUAAGAUGCACAGUCAGUCACACAGAACCUGCAUGUUUGAGUAAUUGAGUCUAAUUCAUUUCUGUUUGUGGGAAAAAAGACAAUGACAUAGUCGAUCAUUUAUUAGAAGUAGUGCACUCCCAUGUAUGUGAGCAAUAAUUGUUAGAUGUAGUCCACUCACAUGUGUAUGAGCAAUCAUUACUUAAUCCAUGUGAAUUUUAAAAUUUAAGACCAAAGUAGCUGAACUGAGAGCACAGUUGACUUAGAGAAUAUUAACAAUUCAGCUAUUUUGACCUCAAAUCUGAAAGUCACUUUGAAGUGUAAUUUUAGUGAAUAACCCUGAUAGUCAAUUCUUUAGAUUAUUCAUGCAACAUUAUGAUAAAAAUGUACUGUAAUAUGUUAAUGACCAUACAUUUUUCAUUACAAUUACUAGCUUGUGUGUUCUGUGUUCGUUUAUCCACCUAGCUGCAGUGAUUUGGGAAAAAAUGUUUACAUAAGUCUUACUUUUUCCAAUUAUUCUAAACUUCUCAUUCAUGCACUUGGAAUUGUCUAGUUUAUUGAGAAUAACAUUUCUAGAGUCAAUUUGCCUAGAUUUUUAUAACUUCUCGUAAAAAAUUUUUUUCAUUCAUUGCUGUAGUUAACCCUACACCUUUUUAUUUCCUUGCAGGUGAUUAGCCAGUCCAGAGCCAGAUUUAACCCAAGCAUUAGCAUGAUCAAGAAGUGCAUUGAAGUCCUUAUAGAUAAGCAGUACAUCGAACGAAGCCAAACCUCUGCAGAUGAAUACAGUUACGUUGCAUGA